AUGGCCGGCUCCGAGCAGGACGGCGGCACCGGCGAGCCGCCGCUGCCCCUCGAGGACUCCGAGCUGGCGCUGGCCGGCAUCAACAUGCUGCUCAACAACGGCUUCCGGGAGUCCGACCAGCUCUUCAGGAAAUACAGGUACCCGCCAUCCUCUCUCUCUCUCUCUGGCCCCCCAAGGACCUUGCAGUCUAAACUGGGGGCACGUGAGAAGGGACGGAUCUCCAGCCUAAAUUUAAGCCGCCCCCCCGGCCCGCUUUUCUUUUUUGGAAUGAUAACCGUUGGGGUUGCCUUCGGGUGCAUGGAGGCUCGCCCGCCAGAAGCCCUCCACCUGCUCCUCUCUCCCUUGCCACCCUAGCAAUGUGCGCCACUUGUCCUUCUCCCUUUGUUGUGCUUGGCGUUGCUGCCCUCGCUGCUGCACCUAGAACUCGGCCCUCGCUUGGUGCUCAUCCUUGAGCUUGUUUUUUAAUGCCUGCACUUGGCCCUGGGAUAUGUGAGGUAAUAGCCUUGAGCAUGUUCAGAGGCAUUUGCUCUUCCUGUAUGUAUCACCCACGUAUGUGGAAGGAUUGCCCACAUACCACAUUAAAUAAAUGACGUCUUUCUCUUUUAUUGCAUCUCCUACUGAACAAGAUCACACCUUCCAGUUGUGCCUUAAUUCCUAUUUGGAGCAAUACCUGUCACUGCAGUCACACCCUGUGUCACCUUUUUUUCAGCAGGUGUCUAUUGAAACUUGCUUCAGCUAAUCUGGCUGAAUGGCAGAAUGGUUUUAUACACUGAGGGCUAACCACUUCCAGAUCAUGAUCUGAUCUCUUCUUUUCUUAGGCCACUGUAUUUUCAGGUUUUUUUUUCAGUGUCCUCUAUCUUUCUUUGAAUGCUUAGACCCAGAUAUAUGUGACAAUCAACUGUGGUUAGUGGUGAAAGAAAGAAGCCGCUCUGUACAUACUUGAAGAUGCUAAAUAACUUCACGGGGUUCAGGACUGAACACUGGCAUUAAAAGCAGAUCCUGGGACUGAUCUCUAAGUGGUUAAGCAGUGGUGGAAAGGCGGUUGCUUUGUUCUGUCCAGGACGGCAUUGGACACCAUUCACAUAACACUGCUGCUGAUAGAACUUCAUUCAUAUACAGUAUAUGUGGGGAACUGUAUAAAAACCACUAGAGUUUAUAGAGACUGCACAGUGGCAAUUCUUUGGUGGAAUGUGCCCAGUGUGCUGCUUUGUGGUGGCUGGUCUUAUCCUGGUAAUGAUAUAUGUGGGGAGAAAGUUGUGCACUGACUGCAACUAAUGUUACUUCCACAUCAGAGCUCUACAGAAAGGUAAUGCCUCAGUCACAGUGGGAGUCAGUGGGAAGCAGAAUUAAAAUGAAGACUGCACUUUAUACAGUGGUAUAUUACCCAGCAAUGGUAUUUUCCUUGACUACAGUCUUUCUGUAAUAUAUAUUCAUAAGCAAAGGUCUCUUCCAAAGCUUCCUACUUGAAUGCUUUGAUCCUUCUUUUGGAUCCUAUUGAGUGUAGCAGUGGGAUUACUGAUAAACAACUUCUUAAUUAUUGCUUCAGCAGCUUCACUUAGUUGUCCGUUAUUAUCAGUUCCGAUAGGGACUUUAAUCAGUGAUUUACUCUCAUAAUUCUCUUUUCAAUUUUACAUAAAAUAAAGAAAACAGUGAGAGAAAAGAACUAAUUAAAGUACUCUUGACAACUAUUUCUAGGAGCAAGAGCUGUGUAUGCUUGGUAGGAAGUAAUGAAGGGACAGAACCUGCAAGCAGGAUACUUCUAAUUAAAGGUAUAGGUGUUCUGCAAAGCCUUGGUAGCACUUUGCUUGUUCACACUAGUGUUGUCUGGUAAUGCAUUUGGGUUUAAAUUGUAAUUUUAAAAGUGAUACAACUUGAGUGUGAGAAACAUGCGAAGGCUAAAAUCACUCUAUAAUACAAUGAUUUGUCAACCAAACUGGAUCUUCUAUGAAAAUGGUGUGAAGAAAAUAUGACAAUUCUAGAGAAAUGUACUAAUGUAGAAGCUGUAUGUAACAGCCAGGUGGAUAUCAGUAUUUCAGUAUAAGCCACAUAACUUCUCUUCCCCACAAACAAAUAAGAGUCUUUUUAUGGUUCCUCCCUCCCUUGCUUGUGUCUUGGGUACAUACUUUCACUAUGCUGUGUUACCUCACACAUUCACUAGUUGUUGGUUUUAUUUCAGUAGUUUUUCCUCCACUCUCAUUAGUUUUUAUAUUCCUCCCCAACAGUUUAAUAAAAAAAAUUAAUCAAUUUUAUAGACCUCUGGAAUAAGUGCUAAAUGAAGUAGAUUGCAAUAAUACUCCUGGGUACCACUUUGACAUCAGUAUGAUGACCCCCUUCACAAUAAAAUUGAAAUUCUGCAUGGUGGCCUUUGUUUCAAUCUUUCCAAAAUAUUUUCCUGCUGGGAAUCAAUUAGUUCUCUCACUACAGCCACUGGUGCCUAUUUGUUUGCUUACAGUUAAUCUCCCUUACUUUGCCUUGUUGCGUGAACUUUCCAGUGACUGUGGAUACCUCAUGACCUGUCCACAAAUUGUUAGACUCAUAGCUGUCAACUUUUCCCUUUUCUUGCGAGGACUCCUAUUCGGAAUAAGGGAAUUUCCCUUUAAAAAAGGGAAAAGUUGACAGCUAUGGUUAGACUUCACAUCACAAUUACCGGUACAUAUUCAUUUUAUUUCCUUGUCUGCGUUUCUUACAUUCAUCCCAGUUUACUUGUCUCCCCACUGCGAAAUAUCUGUUGGGCUUCAGGGAUAGCUACUCCCUAAUAUUUAACUUAUAAAAUGGGAAUUGGUAGAAACUUCCAGCAGGGGUGCCAACUUGAAUAAAAUAUUUGGAGGGGGGCAGGUAAACCCCGCCUUGCAAAAUCAAUCACAUGACAUGGUGCAUGCACACAAUCUGAAUGGCAAUGCCCAUCAACUUUGGAGGGGCCCAGCCCCCUCAAAUAUUUUAUUGGGGUGGCAAAGACCCCUCAGCCCCUAGAAGUUUGCUCCUAUUACUUCCAAGCUGCCUGGUAGUCAUGCAACAUGUCCUGGAAGCCGGUGUGUGUGUAUAGGUGUGGUGGUGGUGUAAAAAUUGAGGAGCUGGUAUAUUAUAUCAGUAUACCAGCGGUGGGUGCCUGCACAAGAUGGCUGCUACGGGCAGCAAAAAGAGAGAUGCUGGUCCUCCAUACCAGUGAGUACUGCCACACAAAAAUUCACUCCCCACGUGUGCACGCACACACGUAUUUUUGUAUAUAUGGUAGUGCUAAUGAUGAUUCAGUGGUGAAAAUGAGGACCUUUGUACUUGCUCAAACCCUGCUGUACUGCUAAUCCUGGUCAGGAAAACAGCUGCAUUUAACUUUGUUUGAAUUCUCUACCCUCUGUUCCAUUCACCAAUGAUCACCACCAGUGUCUAGGAAACAUUAUCUAGGCACUAAGUGGUACCUUCUACAAUUCAUUUAGCUAGCAGUAUUAGGUAGGUAAAAGAUAAAUGAUCCCUGGAUGGUUAAGUUCAGUCAAAUGCGACUAUGGAGUGGGGCACUCAUCUCGCUUUUCAGACUGAGGGAGCCAGCGUUUGCCCACAGACAGCUUUCUGGGUCAUGUGGCCAGCAUGAUUAAACGGCUUAUGGUGCAAUGGAACACCGGGAUGGGGACCAGAGUGCAUGGAAACACUGUUUACCUUCCUGCUGCAGUGGUACCUAUUUAUCUACUUUCACUGGUGUGCUUUUGAACUGCCAACCUAGCUAGCAGUAUUACUAUUCAAGGAGAUGCCACUUCUGGUGAUCAUUAACCACCUUCUAUCACUUUAUCCUCAUGCCUGUUUUCUCCCACCCAACCUUGUUCAUAUAUAUAUAUAUAUAAUGACGCUUUCCUGAAUUCCAUACUCUUCAUCCCUACCUUACUCAAAAGUUGACUGGCAACAGCUUGGGUCUCCUAUCCUUUGUCAAACCAGUUUUCAAUGUGGUUUCCCAUAAUUUGAAGUAGUAUUCAUUGUUACACUUGUCUUUGGCCUUCUCUGUCUCUUAAGGAAUUGUAUUCCCAGGCACCCUCUCAUCUGGCUUUGUAGACAGAAUUGCAUCAAGUACUUCAAGUCCAUUCACUGAUCACAGAAAUGCAUUUCUCUAUGUUUGAGACACCGGAGCAGGAGUGGGGGAGGCUGUUAUGACCUCAAUGCUUCUAGAGUUGGGACUAAUUUCUUGAAAUGAAGAAAUAAUUCUCAUAAGGUUGCUUGCUAAUCUUGCUUUGGUGACCAUUUAUCUCACAUUGAUUUAGCUGAUGCUGAUUCCCCUGCCAGUUCCCUAAUAUGAUGGCUGUCUCAAAGUAUUGUCUCUGGGAUCUCCAGUCAUGCUUAACGUCUGCCCUAUUUUGCUCUGAGGAAGCUUUGUUGCUUCUGCUUACUGAUGGUGCCUGUCCUUCUCUGCAAGCCCUGUUUAGUGCUCGUGUUGCACCUAGGUAAGCAGGCCUGUGAUCAGCCAUUUGCUACCUGCAUAAACUACAGUGCCAUCUCUACGUCCUGUAUGAGCCAAUUUCCCCCCUCCCCUCCCAGUUCACUCUCCAGUCUUUCACAGAAAGUCUUUCUCUUAGCAUGACUAAGAUCGCAUCAGUGUAGUUCUUUUUAUUCCACCUAGAUUCUUCUGAAGAGAGAGAAGCUUAAGCACAAAUGCUGUGUAUCUUCUUAAUGAGAGCAUUUCCUUGCAUCCUGCAAGCAUUUGGGGGAAGAGUACUGUCAUCUUCUAUUACACUCUUUUAUUUCAGUUCAGCAGAGCAGAUUAUCUGCUUAGUUGACUUUUUUCCCUUCCCCAUUUCACCCCCUUCAGUAUGUUUUUGUUUUCCCAGUGUACAAUUUCAUAGAUACUUUUGUUAGCCAAAGUAAAUUUUGGUACAUUUAAAGUUUGGUAAAAUGUGAAGAACUAUAUCCUUACGCCCUGAUUCUAAAACAUUCACUUGGAAGUGUUUUCUGCUGAAGUCCUUGAGAUUUAUUUCAGCAUAAAAUUGUUAAGUUUAUGCUUAGUUCUUCCUGUUCCUCUUUGUAGUGCAUGAACCAGCAAAAAUACACUUGUCAGCCUUCCUGCAUCACAUACUUUGUUUGUUAAAUACAUAAUCCAAGAGGGAUGAAAUAUAUAACUCAAGUCAAUAUAUAUUGGGUUCCUAGGUGACCUCUCAUUCAGGCACUGACAACCUGCUCAGCUUCAGUAAAGCUGCUGCGUUAGAGGGACCUUGAAAUUGAUCAAACAUUCUUGCAGAAAACCUUUUUUGUCUUCAGAACCAUCCCAUUCAGAUUUUAACAAUUAUCUCAAAAAGGAAAUGUCUUUAUUAGUUUUAUUCAGUUUAGAAUUCGCUACUUACUUCAGUUUGCUACGGGACUGGGAGUAUAUGGGGGAACAAACCAUGACUUGUUUUGGCCUCAAUUUACUUGGAGGAUGUUGUUUUGGCCUCAUAUUGUACUGAAUACGUGUGUAUAAAGCAUACCAACUACUAGAGGAAGCUCUACUAAGAAUAGAGCUGCUCAGCAAAUGUUUUCUAGCAAGCUAAAAAAUCCUCUAGAAAAAUCAUACAUUGCAUUCCAUUUCUGCUGUUUAUAUUGCACAAAAUAGAUUUCUAAAGAAUGAGACCAGUUCAUGUAAUUAUUCUCCUGUGAUCUUCAUUAUGCAAAGACUGAGCUCUAGGCAAGUUGAAGUAUGAAAGAGUAAUCUUUUUUUCUUUUGAGGGGCAAGUGUAUACUUCAGUGCAUUUUGUAUCCUGGCAGGUAUUUGACUGUGUCCUGACUUUUACCUUGGAAGAGGUGUAAACACAGCUGGGUAUUGAACACCUGGUGUACAGCAGUGCCAGCUGGAUGGGAUGCAGGUUUGACAGACUUCAAAUCUGCAUAAAAAUCAGUGCUGCUUUUUUUUUUAACACUCCAAGAAUCCUGUACUUCAAAAAGAGUGGGGGGGGGAAUCAUUAUCUUAUUAUCUGAGGAAGUUGCUUUGCAGAGUUGAGUCUAAAUAGCUGUUUCACCUUUUAUUUCAUAUUAAUUUGUUCAUUUGAGGAAACUAAUCUGAUCUUAAACUGGUAUAUGUGGUUUUAGAACAACUAUAACAGCAUAAUUAUGCUUUCUGUCAAUUUCAGGUAAAACAUCUAAAUUAUUUGCAUAAACCAUUACUAAUAAUCAGUCACAGGAGUGCUGCUGGUGAUAAUUAGUAUACCUGUCUACUCACAAAUCAGGAACAUAUCAGAUAUCUUUGUCACAUCAAAGUUUGACUCAUGAACGUAUGUGUAUGUCUGUGUAUCCUUUCCUUAACUUCUAGGACAGACUUUAGGAAGCAAUAACAGCUGAGAUGUGGGAAGUGGCAUAUGUGUUCCAAAAUUAUUGUGAUAUUUAGAUAAGUGGAUAGUAAAGUACUGUAUAUACCAAUGGGAAAUUGGAAUCCUUCAGUUGAUCUUAGUUGAGAAAAAACAUGUGGUAUAACUCUACCAGCACUAUGAAUAUAGGUCAAACAACCUUCUCCUCUAUUCUGUGGACCUCAGAGGUAGAAACUAGAAGAGGCCAGCUAACAGGAAGAAAUGGCGGCAGAAAGAAAUGAUGUCUCAGUUUUCUCCUCUGAAAUUAAAGAGUUUCAGCAACUGCUUCAGGGUGUUGCAAAUAGCAUCUUAUUUGAAUAGAUGAUCCAAUCGGUGUUAAUGCAAACCAGGAUCUAGUAAUUGGAAAGGGAAAUCAAAAGAUGACUUGGGGGUGGCUGCUGUUAGUUGCUGCCUACUCUCAGCUAGUUGUAACGGAAAUUAUAGAAGGUAUUAAUCACUUCCAGCAUUUGUUAAUUGUGUUGCUGCAUGGAAGAUAGGACACAAAGCAGAUUUCACAGAACAGUUUCCCUAGAAUCCAAGCUCUCCUAUUUAUUUAUUUAUUUAUUUAUUUAUUUAUUUAUUUAUUUGUAGUUUUUGCCUGGGGCUUUCUGACUUACCUUCUGAAUAGAAAAAUUUAUACCCAAGGAAAGAGAUGAUUUAUGAAGAAUAUAGAAUACUGCAAGUCAAAUGGUAUAAUAAUCGUUGUAAUUCUUUCUUGCUGUAUAUUGCAUCCUACCCCAGUCUGCAAGCAGCAAGAGCUUCCAGGGGUGCACUUACCCAGGGUUGGAAUGGUCAGUGGUGAGUGUGAUGUCUUAAGGAUAUAUCAUUUUAUAUUUACACAUAUAUGCACCUGAACGUAAGAUGAAGGGGUUCACAACAUUGAGUUAGCAGUACAGCUAACUCACAUGUUACGUGGUGUGUUGGGUUCCUGGCCAUCAUGAAUAUAAGCAAAAUGGCGUAAAGCCAGGAACCCACAGAACUGCCCCCCUCUGCAAAAUAGUGAGCAGCUUGCCCAGCUUAAGGAAGGAGGUGCAAAGGCUCUGACAGGGUCUAGAGUCCUCCCGUUUCCCUCCCAAAGCCUAGUAAUUGCUUACCCAGCUUUGGGAUGACGCUGUGAGAGCUCUGGGAUUCUGCCAGAGUCCUUACACUGCUUUCCCAAAGUUGGGUAAGCCUGUGGUUGCAGCUUUGUGCAGGUUGGUGGGGGCAAUAAAUAAACGGAGAGUGGCUUUCCUCCUUUGUGUGCUCUGGCACUCAUCACGGUGUUCCGUGACCAGAAGCAGUUUAGUCAUGCUGGCCACAUGACCCGGAAAGCUGUCUGUGGACAAACACCAGCUCCCUUGGCCUUAAAAGUGUAGAUGAGCGCUGCACCCCAUAGUUGAAUUUGACUGGACUUAACCAUCCCGGGAUCCCUUACUUAACUGGUCAGCCAAAGCUAUUACCUUGACAAAGGAACUGGUUUGGCAGGCUUCAUCUUACUCAUUCUGUAAGGCACAGAAUUACAGGUUUGGAGGAGACCCAGUGUAUCAUCCAGAGUGACCCCCAAACUCAUAACAGUAUUGACUACUUGAAAAAAAUGUCACCCCUUGUUGUGAGAUGUGAUUUUGUCCGAGCUAGUCAAUUACUGCUCCUCCUUUAGUUUUUCCAACCACUUCUGGCCUGAGAGGCUUGUAACCUUGAAGUUAACCCCCCCCCCCCCGGAAGCUUGAACAUAUGGGUGAGGACCUUUGGUGAUGUAACAGGGAGAGACUAUUGAGAGUUGGAACUAAGGUUGCUGCCUGUCAGAACUAGGACUAGUCCAUUAACCCCACUUGUGUAGAACAGUCACUUAAAGUACAUGUUCAUAGGAAAUUUCUCAGUGUCAUGUCAGGUGUGUCAAAGCUUUAAGCCUCUUCUAAGUUGACUGAAAUAGUGGACAGUUUGGGGCAAUGCAAUAAUGUAAAAAGGUUUGUUAAAUUGUAGUUGAGCAUCAAAACAAGUGUAGAAGUAAUUGAAAUAUUCAAUUAAAGUAGUUUUGAGUGUCUGGCUCUUCCCACCUGAGCUAUCUAGUGUCUUUGCCACUCACUCACUCCGCCAGAGUCUCCUAGCAGUGACAGAAACACACCUGGCUCUGCUUUUUGUCUUUCACACCUUUUAAUUCCUGACAGAUAUUCUUUUCUUACCUCCAUUAUUCUCUCCAAAAUUGCACCCCCCUUUUUAUUCCUGUCAUUGCUCAGUAUUGCACCUUAACUGUACAGCAUCUGUUUCUUUCACUGUCACUGUCGUUGCCAUUGUCAUUUCCCUGUCACUGUCAUUGCCAACAAAGUGAGUAAACAGCUCCAUAUCCCGAUGGAGAAUGUACAGAUCAGAGGAUAAUUUUGUGUGGUUGAAAUGGGGGUUGAGGGGAUGCACACCGUCAAGGAGCUGAAGAUGGAUGGCUUUAGAAAAGAAGAAGAGGACUCAAAUUUAGUAAUGUUGAUUGGUGUAAGAGUGAAAAGCAGCAUUAACAUGGUUGCUGGGGGUCAGAGUAAUAAUGAAAAGAGAAGAUAUGAGAGUAAGAAGGCAAAUUAAGAGUGUCAGCAAAUGCAAAAAUAGUUAGGAAGAUGAAAUGGAAACUGACAGUUAUAAAAAUGAACAAGAAUUUACUAACUCAUCACCAUGGUAGUAUUAGAACUAAGAAUCAAAGCUUUGGGGGAUUUACAAGUUAAAAUAUUGAAUAAUAAUAAUAAAAAAUAAUUUUGUUAUUUAUACCCUACCCAUCUCACUGGGUUGCCCCAGCCACUCUGGGCAGCUUCCAACACAUAUAAAAACAUAAUAAAAGUUCAAAAAUUAAAAACUUCCCCAUACAGGGCUGCCUUCAGGUGUCUUCUAAAAGUCAGAUAGUUGUUUAUUUCCUUGACGUCUGGUGGGAGGGCAUUCCACAGGACGGGUGCCACUACCGAGAAGACUCUCUGCCUGGUUCCCUUUAACCUCACUUCUUGCAGUGAGGGAACUGCCAGAAGGCCCUCGGAACUGGACCUCAGUGCCUAAGCUGAAUGAUGGGGGUGGAGAUGCUCCUUCAGGUAUACAGGGGCGAGGCUGUUUAUGGCUUUAAAGGUCAGCACCAACACUUCAAAUUGGCUCGAAAACACCUGUGUUGCUAAUAGAUCAUUGUUCUUCUGUGUUGCAGUUAGAGCUCGCUCUCUUCCCAGAGCUCAAUUGUAGUUGGAUUGUACCCUUAAUUAAUUCAUACCUGUUGGAUUUUUCAGUGUACAGCUUCUUUGCUAGCCCUCUGAGCUUAUUGUUUCUGCCAAGAAGCUAGUACACCAAUCUCCUUGCUUGCUUAUAUCCAACAAAUACCUAAUUUGAGUUCUGUCCUCUAUAAAGAUUGAAAGGGUUGUUCUGUUUUUUUGUUCUAUGUUAGUGAGCUGUAACUUUGAGAACAGAAUGUAAUGUAAUGAAAAAUGAAAUGAACAGAGUGUAAAAUAAACAAUUUGGUACAAUUUAAAAUUAUAGUAGCAGCAGUAUUGGUUACUGAAUGAGUCCAGUUCUUACAUGAAAAUUUGCUGUUGUUUUAUGCUAGAACCAUUAAUUUCAACAAAGAAAGCAUUAUUUGCACACAUGAGAUUGCUUGCAUAAGUGUGCUUUCCCUUUUGGAAUUAAUGGGGUGCUCCUGUUCAUUGAAGGGCGCUGAAAAUAAUUGGUGCCCAAGUUUGGUCAUUACAGUAUGUAGAGGAAAUGGGGGAAGAGGAUGGAAGGAGAAGAUUCCCUCAGAUAAGUAUAAGUUGUGGUUAUCGUGAAAUUGUGGAACAGGCUGAGGUUCAUGGCAGCCCUCUUUUUUAAAAAGACUUUGAUGUCUUUUAAAAAGCUUUUGACAUCUGUUGAUAAAAGACUAUUGCCAACUGCAGCUGUAGUCCAGAGCCCUCACACCGCCUUCCCAAAGCCAAGUAUGCCCAUGAUCACAUAUUUCUGCCAAAUAAAUGGCAAGUGGGCUUCCUCCGCUCUCCAUAUAUUUAUUUAUUUCUCCCUGCCCUUGCAAAGCUACGAUCAUGUAAGUAAAAUAAGCGUAAGAUGCAGGUUUACCCUUUCUCAGGAGUUUUUUUUAAUAGACAAAACACUUUCAGCAAGCCCUCUGUGGAGUCCUAUUCUAGUCAGUACAUGUAUUACAUUGCAAUUGUAUUUAUAUACGUCUUUUUAUGUGUGUUCUUAUUGCAAUGUGAAAUCUCUUGAGGUGCUUUGUAGGAAAUGUUUCGUAAAUAAAAUAUAAUAAAAAGAACCCCAAACAAACCUAGAAUAGCAUUCUUCACUGUAGUAGCAAACUCUGCUAGGGAGUGACAACAUGUUUUUAGCCAAAAAGGGGCCACAGAGAAAAAAAGAGAGAGGUAUUAGUGGUCCCUACCCUGCCUCUGGGGAAUUUUUGUACUUCUGUAAACUCAACAUUUCUGCUAAGGGGGCAAAAAAGAGAGGAGGGUGGGAAGGAGUGGAAGUGAAAUGGAGUGCCCUGGAAAACGGCUGGAAAAAUGAACAAGGGCACUGCAACAAAUUGUUGCAGGUUCUGCUUGUCGGUUGUUUUAUUAUUUGCCCAAUUCUACAGAGAUUGUUUAAGCAUGAUGGAAAGCUGCCUGCUUCCAAAUAGCUUUCCAAUUUUUGUAAAAAUGUGUAGUAAGAAUACCAUUACUUUAAUAUUCUAGUGUUUCUUAUAUUGUAUUCGUGUUUUCUUUUCAUCCCUCAUGUGCCCCCACCUUUCAGGAGAGGAUUAGCCAAUAUGGAAUUGCUCUCUUUUCUAGCCAAUAAAUCCCAUUAUGGAGAUCUGUAGUUCAAAGGCAUGCAGCCUUAUCAAGAAAAUAGUGUUGAACGAAAACCAUCAAAAAGGCUGGAAAAGAUAAAGAUAUUAAUAUGAGCUGCUUUUCCCCAAACCCUGCUUGUAGCUGUGGAAAAAAAUAACUGACAGGAGGCAUGCUUUCUCUUUCUCUUUUAAAGAUCCUCUGGACAACAGCUCCAUCAGCAGAACCUGAGUGUAAAGUCUUCCGCUUGGGAAGUGGGGCUCUUCUUCUCUCUCCUCCCCCUGUGCCCCCCAUGGCUCUGGGUGGGGUUGGAGAACCUACAGAAGAGCACAUGGGGGGGAGAGAGGAAGGUUUGUGCUGUCUGGUGAGCUGAAAUGCUUGCACAGAUGGAAUGUUUGUCAUAGCGCAACAUUGAACUCCACUCAUUGAAAAGAGACAGAAAAAGACAGCUGUUUUAGAGCAGAAACCAGUUGUGGAAUUGGUCUGGGAUUGGAUGAAAUGAAGACAUUUGAAGGGAAAGCACAGUGGUCAUUGUAUGAUGUGCCAGUCAUAUACAGUACAUCUUCAAUGAAGUAGCACAUACAUGUAAGGGUCAGUUAACAUGUUCCUGCAGUAGCAUGCUAGCUGAAUUCCAUUUCACUCUGAAUUCUGUUUAAAUUAUAGAGACUCAAUGAAGGAAUCAAAGGGCAUUAAUUAAUUAAGUGCUGAAUGCUAAUAAGCUCCAGGUCAUUUGUCCAAACCAUCUGAAAUUUGGCAUAGAGUAAAAUCUAGCUGCUGAGUGCCAUGAUCGGGCCAAAGUUGACAGUUCUGUUGAAAAUGGCUGCGAAACAGUAGUUUCCCUCUGUCUGUUUUCCCUUUUGCAACCUCCCCUUCCUCCCAAGAUUAUCUGAAAGUUUAGAUUUAAGUACAUUCUAUACCUAAUUUGGGUAUAUGAAUUUGCAUAGGGUGUGUGUGUGAGAGAGAGAGCGAGAGAGAGCGAGAGAGAGAGAGCGCUGAAGUAACGAAGGAUGACCUUUCAGGCAUUUCUUUUGUUCAUCUGAUUAUUUUGUGUCCUAAUUAAGUUCCUUGGGGGGGGGGACUUGUUAUCGCUGGCAGCUAAUUAAAAUUCAUGUGGUCUCUUGUGGAAUAGAUUUAUGUUUCCUGGGAAACAGUUAAUUUUUCUUAACUUUGUGGCAAUUAAAUAUUUUGUUCACGCCUGAGUAGAAAGUAUGCAAUCUACUGUUUAAAUUUACUUAAUAUAUGCAACACUCCCAGUUCAUUCCUUCCAUAUUUUGGUUAUACUGAAAUCAGUUUGUCUUAUUAGCUGUCAGCAUGAUAACUUCAAAUCAGCAAGCUAAGAUUAGAAGGGCUAUCUAGUUUUGAGAUGUAGUUCUGCAAUGACUAUAAAAGGCAAUUUAAGACAAAUAAAUUUAAGUGACAAGUACUUUUUAGAGUGACUGUCAUCAACUGAAAGGCACUCCAAGAGCGUUAAGUCCAAGGUCCCAAAUUAUCUAGCUGUACCUCUGGGUAUACGUAGAAAGAAGCAGUUUAAGGGUUGUUAGCUCUGUGUCAUAGAUGGAACUCUCUAUUGUCACCUGUGCCUGAUAACACCAGCUGCUGGAAAAUAGGGGUCCUUCCCUCAUUCAUUAUCCAUGUGUUUUUUGUGUUUAGGAUAAAAAUGGUAAUGCUCUCUGUAUGGGAUUAUUCUGGAAACUUGUUCUUUAGGAGAACUCUGGAUAUUUUUGGAAUUUUCAUAAUAGCCGAUCAUACAAUUAAUGAAGCAAGCCACUUUUCUGUCAAAAAUAUAGCUUGAUGCUUCAAAGCAGUGUGAUUUCAGGUGGAAAUGUCAAAGAAACAUCUGCCUACAAACCCGGCUCCUUCUCUUGUUAUUAUUUGUCAGUUGGCUUGCAGACUAGAACUUUUCCUUGCUGCACUAAAUUCAUAUACCUCGGGUUAAGAACUGAAUUCAUUCCGGAGGUCCGUUCUUAACCUGAAACUGUUCUUAACCUGAAGCACCACUUUAGCUAAAGGGGCCUGUUGUGCCACCGCUGCGCAAUUUCUGUUCUCAUCCUGAAGCAUAGUUCUUAACCCGAGGUACUAUUUCUGGGUUAGCAGAGUCUGUAACCUGAAGCAUCUGUAACCUGAAGCAUCUGUAACCCGAGGUACCACUGUAGUCAUUAAUUUUAAUUAGUUCAGAUUUAGUGUGUAUUCUGUGUUUAGUUAAAAAUACAAUCUGGAGUUUGAUUUUAUGCUAGGAAUUUGGAAAAUCCUGGAAAUGUAUUAAAUCCAUGUAUAUUGUGUAAAAGUGGAACAUGGAUUUGAAUUUUGAAUGAUUAUUUUAUAGAACAGGUCUUUAUUGUGAUCCUGAAAAUUAAAGAACAAUAGUCCCCGCCAGCACAACUUUAAAAUGACUGGAUUUUGGCUCUUUCCAAAGAUGUUUGAUCAGAUUUUUGUGCUCCCACCCAAGUAGUAAUACGGAAUGUUGACACAAGUAGUAAUUUUACCUUUUUUCUUUUUCUUUUACAGAAACCAUAGUCCAUUAAUGAGUUUUGGGGCUAGCUUUGUCAGUUUUUUGGUAAGUGAGCACAAAUACUCUUGCGCUUAUUUGUAUUAUAUUGUACUGUAUUGUCUAGAUAAAUUAAUGUGAUGCAAGGGGGUCCAAUUUGCUUGCAAGGCCAUUUUUCUCAAAGCACACCCACCUGCCUAUCAACUGACAUCACUGGACGACAUGGAACAUGAUUGUGCAGUCAAGGUAGCAGGAUUUAAUCUCCAUUCAUCAGCAGCUCAAAAGUGCUGUUCAGAGCAGCUUGUGCACUUCACCUGUGAGUGGGCAGGUGGCAGCAGCAGCAGGCAGGUAGAGAAGAAUACUCCGCUCCUGAAAUCAAGUAACAGGUGGGUGACCUGCUGACCUGCCAAAUUUGUCCUGCAUUGGGUAGGGCAGAUAAGGCCCACCCAUCAGAUCCUGUUCCCCACUCCUGAUCUAGAAGUAUUUUAAUGUUGGUAACUUCUGCACCUGGUAGUAUGAUACUGAAUUAUUUAAUUUGAAAAAAGAAGGUUCAUUGUUGGUGGCUAGCACAAACACUUCCAAAAUUUUGUGUAACCUGGCAGCACAUGCACAGUUCAUGCUGGCUAUGCUGACAACUUAGAACUUUUACUGCAGAUCAUCUUCUAAGAAUUCAAACAUACAUCAAAAAGAUAACUCUGCAACAUCUGAUGAUGAACUCUACUUUUAAGACAGACCUGUUCCUUCAGUAGCACAGUAAAUUGUUUGGUCAUUAACCUACAUACUAGAGCAAAUUAAAAUAGGUAACCUUUUCCCUUAACGAUCCUCUGAGAUGCUGCUGAUAAUGAUGCAUCAAGUGAAGUACACCCUUGUCCAUGAAAGCACAUGCCAUGAUAAAUGUUGUAAAACCUGGUGGUUUCAGGUAAAUAGUGAAGACAGCAGAAGCUUUUAUGGCACCUUUAGACUAAGAAUGUGCAUACAUACUCGUCCUACUUUCUUCUAUUGUCGAAUUUACAUGGGAAGCAAAGAAGUACGGGGCAAAUCCCACUUGCAGCUGUGUUGACAUUUUUGUAAAACUUGGAGUUUGCUAGUGUCCCAGUAACAUCAGCUGUCAUGUCAGGGAAAGGCUUAAUGCAGUAUAUUUUCUUAGGAAUAGCUUCCUUUUGGUGUGUAUAAAUAGAAACACCCCCCCCCCCAAAAAACCCUUGCUUAUCUGAGCUGGUUUGCUGAACCAGUGUAACACCACAGCACAGCAUCAUUGUGCCCUGAAAAGCUUUUGCUUAGUUACUAUUCUAAAUAUAGCUGCAGCACUUUACAUGCCUGUGUCAUUCAAAAUGUCCAUUAGAAAAAGCAUUGGGAAAUAAAUUUGCUAUAUGUGGGAGCUGAGAUGAAAUUACCCUGUCCAGAAGUAAAGGGGUUACUGUUUGCUUUUGACUUUGAGGCAUAAAAGUGAUGAUAGAUACAUAGGAGAAUCUGUACAAAUAGAAACUAUAGAAGUAACAAUAAUGAAGUGUUUAUGUAACAUUACUUCUCUUUUCCGCCCUGAGCCCUGCUUCGGCUGGGGAGGGCGGGAUAUAAAUAAUAAUUAUUAUUAUUAUUAUUAUUAUUAUUAUUUUCAGCAAACACAGUAUCACAGUAAUUUCAGUUCAGUUGUAUAUGAAACACCCAGUUAUGUUGGGAGAAUCAGAUAACUAUUUUAAUUUCUGAUUUUUCUUGGACUGGUUCACACAACACUAAGCCUUGGCUCAAUUAGACUGAAGCACAUUGUUUGGACUUCUGAACCCGCCCCAGUAGACAAACCAUGGGUUGUUUUCUGACAACAAACCAUGAUGUGAAGCUACAGUUUUUGUGUUUGUUAAAAGUAUGGUUUGGCAGUGUAUAUAAAUUCAACAGCCUUGCUUAAGCAUUAUUUAUUUGCUUAGCCAUUAUUUAUUUGGCCACCCCACCCCAGAUACCUGCCAAGCUAUAAAGGCAGAGUUAAUACUCUGGGAGUGCAGCAGGUUUGGAUGAAUCCCAAGCUGAAGUGGGACACUUUGGAAGGAUUCUGAGCUUGUCCAUGGUGUUCAGUUGGCAGUGGCAAUGGCAGUGGCAGAGUAACACUUGACCAUUGAAUUCCCCCCCCCCACCAAACUCACAUGCACAUUUACUAUGGCAGGCAGGAACAGCAAUGAUAUGCAGUAGAUCUGCAGCCCACCUCUGAAGCUGGCAUCACUAGUGGUGGAAGAAAGCCUACUCUGGCUGCUACUACUACUGCUAUUGUUGUUCUUUUUGUAGUGCAUCACUGGAGAUGCCUCUGCCUGGAGCUGUACUGGAGAUCAGUUUGUUAGGCAUGGAGAGAAGGAGGAGAUCCCAGAGGAUCUAUCAGAAGUGUUGGUCAGUUUAGUUGAGGGCAAUAUUACCUUCAGCAGAUCUGAUAGCACCCCCCCCCCACCAGACAGCAGUGUCUUGGUGGUGGGCACCUGGGGAGAGCAAGCUUCGACAUCAGCGUGAAGGAGUCUCCUUCAAAUACCCACACCCCCUAAUGCUUGUCCUGUGUAAGUCCUCCACAAUAAAGGCAGAUACAGAAAUGACAGAGCCUAUCUGGGAUCACUUUGAAGUUGGUUUGGAUCCCAGCUAUGGUACCUCCCUGCAUUGCAGGAAGAAGCUGAGCAGGGGGAAGGUUCCAAGCCACAGCACAUCUAACAGCCUUUGAGCGCACCUGUACAGGCAGUACCAUCCCUCAUUGUCAGGGAAGAAGCAAAGUCUGAGAAGUUGGGUAGUAAAAGCAAGAGGCAAGCAGAGUGAGACGUUCCCCUUUCAGUCUCAAGCUCUUCCCAACCAAGAUGCAAAAGUGAUUUGUGGAUGAUUUGGGAUGAGAGAAGUAUGGGUCCAUGAGAUCGAAAUUUCCAAACAUUAACCCAAAAGCAAGGGCUCAGCUUUGAGCUGAAGCACUCCCAGACCCAGAUCAACUGGUUCCUUUGGGUGGAAUGCUGAGAUAUCAGUAUGAUAUUAAUAAUAACAAUUGCAGCCCUGGCGCAUCUGCUACUGCUUGUCCUGCUUCCAGGUAGCAGAAAUAAGAGUCCAAAAGACUGUACAACCUCAGUUGCACUGGAGUAAUGCGGCAGUUUGGGAAGCGAAUUUGCCCUUGGAAAGGUGUACUUUGUACCCUGUUAUCCUAAUAUGAGGACAAAUUUGAAAUGUGUAAAAGAAUCAGUGCUGUGCCAAAAAUAAGAUGAAAAAUCAUAUUACUAUGAAAAUUCAAAUGAGACAAUGGCUUCUGUGUAGUGUUUGCUAACUCGUGUUGUUUUUAAUUUGAUGAAAGAAGAUUUUAUUUCCCUUGGAAAUUUUCAUGGGAACAUCUGUUUCCUUAAUGGGAAUUUUGGGAGAAAAACAGAAAACGUGGGUGGACAGUGGACAUUCAGUUAACAUUUCUUUUAAAAUGGCUGGACAGGCACAGCUGUCUUGAUGUUUAGUAAGUUCCGCUUGAUAGGUUUAUAAUGUGAACAGGCAGUAACAUAUUUAAGCUUGGUGAUGUAUAUUCAUUUAUGUUGGAAAGUGGUUUGAUUAUUUCUUUUUUUAUGUCUGUGUUAAAAGCCUGGAAGUGCAAGAAUGAGUUAACUUGUAAUAAUAAUAAUAAUAAUAAUAUUUAUUUAUUUAUUUAUACAUACAUACAUACAUACCCCGCCCAUCUGGCUGGGUUUCCCAGUCACUCUAGGCUGCUUCCAACAAAACAAUAAAAUACAAUAACCUAUUAAACAUUAAAAGCUACCCUAAACUUGUAGGGAACAUACAUGCUCUAUCAGGAAUAGCUGAAAUGUAAGCUGUUAAAAAGAAUUCCAUGAUAAUUUUGACAGGUUAUCAAAACUAAUAACCAAAUAUUAAUAUUAUAUAUAGGGAGUUUGGAUGCUACAGAAUCUUCAUGCUCUGUUGGAAAUACGUGAGCACUGACAUUAGUUUGCAUCUAAUGAGAGUAGAGCACAAUCUUCUAGUGUCUUAAUAUUUCGACUCUGUGUCCUCCCUCCCAGAGUCUCAUAUGGUGGUCUCCUGAUGCUAGCUGAUAUGGCAUUAGACUUAUUAGAGUAAGUACAUUCCACAUGGGCAAAUAUUCAUGUUCUGAUGAUGCAUUGGAAUGGCCAGUCUGAUCAGUACUACGUCCAAGGUGGGAAACCUGUGGCUCUCCAGGAGUUGUUAGACCACUGUUUUAAUCAUAUCUCACCACUGGCCAUGCUGGCUGGAACUGGAAAUGGAAUCAAACAGCAUCUGGAGGGCCACAUGCUCUCUGUUCCUGAAUUACAAUCAUGUUAGCAAAGUUAAUUGUGACCUUGGCUAUUGCAUUAAGUGUGUAAUGGUUCCAAGAAAGUCUUCAGUUAAUUGUAUAUCAUUUUUCCAUUGGGAAGCCUUCAUCCCAGUACUGUUUUAUAAUACUCAUUCAGUGCACAGUAGCAAAUGGUUAAAUUUUUGACUUCUCUUCUCAUUUUCACAGUGACAUUUUGAAUGCAGUGCUCUUGGGUGAGAUGCUUAUAUGUCUUAGAUAGUGAGCUUAUUUCAAGUGCUUAUAAAACGGUUAUACAAUAUCCUUAGACUGUGCAGCAGUAAGCAGGUUUAGAUUAGGUUGUCACUUUAUGAUUCAAUAGGGGUGUUUUGUUUUGUUUUUGGUUAUGUUUUAACAGAAUGCCAUGAUGACUUUUGAAGAAGAAAAAAUGCAGCUGGCAUGUGAGGACUUAAAAGCUACCGAAAAACUGUGUGAGAGUGAAGAAGCAGGAGUUAUAGAAACCAUUAAAAACAAAAUUAAGAAGAAUGUAAGUGCAACAUUGCUAAUAUGUGAACUAAUGUACCCCAUGCUAAUAUGGCAACUGCUUCCUAGAUAUUUGUCUAAUGGCUGAGUGAAGAUUUAAAUCUUGGUCUCUGAGGUCCUUGUCUUACAUUCAACCCAUCAUCCCUGUGAUUUACCACUUUGUAGUAUCGUCAGGGUACCUAACCGCCAUCUGUUCAAAUAGGCAUUAGUACCCAAGCUUUGGUCUUUGGAGCUCCAGGUAGGAGAUCCUAAAGGCCUUGUUUUGUCACAAGCUCCAACUUCAGACUGCUUAUGGCAAUUGAUAGAUAAGGUCUUGGCUUCUGGUUGUCAUGACAAAAAAUGUAGCCUGAUAUGGCUAGUCUUGCUGUUCUAGAAGCUUUCUUUCAGGUGCCACUAGGCAUCUCAUUGGUAGAUAUUGGCCAUAUAUAGUCGUUUGGCUUUCUUCUUUUUGUGAAGCGUGUUCCAUUCUAUUUGCUAGCCCUGCUGAGUUGUUGACAGUGGUAGCUGAUAACCCCUGAAACCAGAGGGACCACAGCUACAACGACCUACUCUUGUUAAUCCGCUCCUAUUUCACUUUCCCUUGGUUUCUGCUGCACCCCAGCUCUGUCCAUGGAAGCCUGAAUCCUCAGCCAUGAGAACUAAAUAGAAUUUCUGUUUAGGAAAACUCUAAAUAGAACUCCACAUUGGCUCCUGGUGGAAGUGGAAUGCUAACUCGAUGGGGCAAUUGCCCAAAAUCUCAAAGUGAGCAGAGGGUGGAAUCUGAGCAUCAAAUAUCAAACCUUCCAAAGUAACUUGCCCUUCAGUUUCUCUGAAACAGUAAAAUCUUACCCAGAUUCUCCUCCCCCAACACCCCAGACAAAUUUCUUUAACCCCCCCCCCGAAUAUCUCCUUUUUUUCUCUUUACCACUUGUGCAGGCCUCCUCCAUUGAAACCUAGUCCUUUCUCCUCACUUUCCCCACACUAGUUUAAAGGCAGGACUUGGAGAGCAAAGAAGGUGCAUCUGUUAAUUCAGAAGUUACCAGUUACCAUUUAGCUUCUAACCCUCAUGCUUCUGUCUGUUGAAUUGCAGGUUCAUACAGGUAUUUGCAGUGUUGUGACUUGACAGAUCUAUGUGGAUCUCUGCUUACCUUUGAUACUUGUCUGUGACUGCAAAGCCGACACUUGUAAUUGAAAUGACAUUUGAAGCACAUGUUUUUGCACUUAAAAUAAAUUACAAUUAAUAUAUUACUGUUUCAGAUGAUGUAAGUUAAUAGAGGAUUUCCGCUUCAGUUGCCACCACCUGUUGUAUACAUGUAGUUGGCACGUCUCCUCUUCCAAACCAGAAUGAUUAAUUUUGGCUAGUAAUCCUGCUGAAGUAUCCCAUGGAUGCUGUUUGUCUUUGCUAGUUCAGUGGACCAGUGCAGCACUGCAUAGUCUAUAAAUAAUGAAGCUUUGGCCUCCCUUGAGAACAUCCUGCAUUAUUAAUGUUGAGUGUAUAAAAAUCUGAGCAGUUUGUUUAGUUUCACUGUUCCAUAUAUUUUUCUAAUGGAAAUAUGUGGAGGUCUUUGUUUUCCAGUUCCCAGUGUACAAAUGCACCAUCCAUCAUCUUUUGCAGAGGGGCAGGGGUGGGCAGCAACUUUGCAGAGAGGAACAGCAGGCAUAAUGCCCUAUUGAACUCAGUGCUCACUCCUCAGAUUAUCACCUUUUUUUUUUGUAAAAGACAGUAACAUCCUCUGACACUUGAAUAAAGAAAAGGUGAUAUAUAUUCCCAACAUUUUAUGAAAUGUAUGUGCAGGUAUUACUGCUUGCUUUUCUAAUCCAUUUCUUUUAAAACACUCUUGCAUAUGCAAUUAUGUAAUAGAAUCUGAUUAUUUAUGCCAAAGCGAACUAAAAUACGAAGCUAACCAUGGCUUUAUUUGAAAGGUUUCUCCUUUAUUGCUACUGCCUCUCAUCUCCUUCUAUGCUUCCACAGAAUAAGAAAAUGAUUUCAAAUAAAGGUUGCUAGAAUGGGAAAUACAAUAGAUAUGCUUGUUUCAUGGUUCCAGUACUGAACUUUUUUACCUGCUAGAGCAGAAGACAGGAAGUAUGUACGCACACUUUCUGUUGGAUGGACAAUACAUUCCUUAUCAUAAUGCUCUUACAUAUGAAAGUGUUCCUCUGCAACAUAUGGAAAAUGUACAAUGUUUUCAGUUUCCAAACAUACAGACAGUUUUGUAAAUGUGAUAGGCAAUUCUCUUUAGUUUCAGUUCUGUGUUAGGAUUCCACACAGUUUUUGUGUGUGUCCCUAUUGGGAAAUGAAAGACCACCUUGUUGCAAGGGAGAAUAUGUUGCCUGAGUUAGAAGAAUUUAAGAUUCAUUGGAUGUUUCUACCCUACUUUCAUGGCUUUCAAACAGGUUGAUGGCCGAAAGGCUACCCCAUCCAUGAUUGAUCGACUGCAGAGACAAAUCAUUGUAGCAGACUGUCAAGUUUAUCUUGCUGUGCUUUCUUUUGUGAAACAAGAACUCUCGGGUGAGCUCUGACUUCUAAUAUUAAACCUUUAUUUCCCCUCCCCACCCCAACUGAAUUUUUGAGUUCUCCAGUCCUUCCCACUUGUAGGUGACAAGAAAGUAUAAAAUGUUGUUGACCAGUUUGAUGUGCUGGUGAUUGACAACUUACAUUCCAUUCUAGUAGCCUGUUAAGACAGUUUGCAAGAAGGAAAUAAAUUUUUCUCCUUUCAUGUGCAUGCUACAGCUUUCUUUGUGUGUGGUUUCAAAUGCUUUUUGGAACUCCUGUUGUUAUUUAACAUUAGACCCUAUAAAUCCAAGUUACUGUUAGUGAGUUGUUGGUCUCCUUUCAGUUAACACUGUUGGUCAGAUUAGAAGCUGCUUUACAUUUAAUCAAAUGAUGUGAUAACAGUAAUUCUGCAUCCAGUGUGUGUGUGUUUUUUUACUUUCUUGUAUCACCCUUGGAUAUUAGGAAUAUUUUAAAUAAAUCUAGUGCAUGCUGAAGAAAUACAUGUAUAUCUGAUUAUUUUUUGAAAACUAGUAUUUCAGUGCAAAACGCAGCACGUCUAUAUAAGAUUGUUCUGAAGUGUACCUCUCAUUUUUGACCUUUAUCUGUCAAUGUGCAAGCCAAGGUGAGGAGAGGACUAUGUAUUUUACCCCCUCCAUGCUUACUGCGGCAUUGCUGAACAAAAUUGUGUAAACACUUGCCUUGUGGUGAGCCACACGAGAACCAAAUGUGCUAUGCAGCAGAAAGUGGUCGAACUGCACAGUCUUGCAGUAACUUUAGCCUCCUAAUAAAGCUGAAUCAUGGCUGUUGGUCUGAAUGUUUUUAUUGCAACAGACAGCUUAAUUUUCCAUAGCUUGAUAGUUCUAAAAAAGAAACUGUUCCUUCCUUCAUUGUUUACAGCCUAUCCAAAGCAAUUGGGAAUGAAUAGUGACUUAACCAUUGUAAAGAUUUAUGGUUAGAGUUUGCAUGCUACAUCAUUUUUUUCUUUGGGCCCUAUAUGUCCCCACAUAUUCUGAGUCCCUUGGCAGAAUCCUCCGAAAACCAGAAUCUCCUCUUAAUAUCACAUACUAACUGCUUAGGUUCUUUAGUCUUUUUCUGUUUUCAGAAUCCCUGCAUAUUGGUUUGAGCAUGUGUAUAAGUUGGAAAGGUUUUUUAGGUUUUAGUCCAUUAAGCAGAUCCACUAGCACAAGCACUUCUCACUGUACAAUGGGAAUUCCCUUCCCCUUCCUCACCCCCUUGCUUCCCUAUAUCUGAGGAGGGUUGGGGGAACCCCCAGAACGUAUUUAGGGAGCACACAGGAAAUGAAGUUCCGGCACAUUGCCAAAAGUGCUUGCGUUAGUGGAACACUUUGUGUGUUGUAAAGCUUGUUUGUUGUGGGGAAAGGUAUAAUAAGUUGAUGUUCAGUAUUUAUGAAUGACUUUUACUAGUAUUAUUAUUUAUUAAAUGUCUAUACUGCCCUCCAUCCAAAUAUCACAGGGCGGUUUACAAUAUAAAAAAACAAAAAUACAUACCUUAAUAACAAACAAAAACAAUACCCUACACACACAGUUUAAAAAGUCAUACAUAGAUUGUUUAAUUAGCCCAAGGUCUGGGAGAAGAGAAAUGUUUUUGCAUGCCCCCUAAAGAUGUACAGUCAAACCUCAGCUCCCAAACACCUCUGUUUUGGAACAUUUCGGCUCCCAAACACCGAAAACCUGGAAGUAAAUGCUCUGGUUUUUUACCUUUUCGGAAGCCGAACGUCCAGCGCAGCUUCUGCUUGAGUUCAAGAAGCUCUUGCAGCCUAUCGGAAGCCAUGCCUCUGUUUUUGACCAUUUCGGAAGCCGAACAGGCUUCUGGAACGAAUUAUGUUCGACAACCGAGGUUUGACUGUAUAAUGAAGGUGCCAGACGAACCUUUCUGGGGAGAGCAUUCCACAGAUUGGAAAAGGCCUGUUCUCAUGGACCUUUCAUGGAGAAAGCACAUGAAGAAGGGCCUCAGAUUAUCAUUGCAGGGUCCAGGUCAGUUCUGGAACCAUUAUUAUGUUGUUUCUCUGUUUGGAAAUGCUGCUAUCUUUGACUGAACUCUUCUUUUCUUUUCCCAGCUUAUAUAAAAGGUGGGUGGAUCCUUAGAAAAGCUUGGAAAAUCUACAAUAAAUGCUAUACAGACAUUAAUACACUUCAGGAAUUAUAUCAGAAGAAGAUAACUCAGGAAUCCUUGACUUCUUACGCUGCAAAUGAUAAUCAUAUUGCUGCAGAAAGCAUAACGGAGGAUUCACUAAACCGUCUGAAAGGUGCUGUUAGCUUUGGAUAUGGACUUUUUCAUCUUUGCAUAUCCAUGGUGCCCCCAAACCUGCUCAAAAUCAUCAACCUGCUGGGUUUUCCUGGAGACCGCCUGCAGGGGCUUUCUUCACUGAUAUAUGCAAGUGAAAGUAAGGACAUGAAGGCCCCUUUAGCUACGUGAGUAGCUAUAUUGCAAUGCUUUGGUAAAUAACUUAGUACUGAAAGUAAGUAAACUGCAAUCCAAUGUAAGUUAGGAAGCGGUCUUGUAUUUGUUCUUUUCAUUUUAUUUUAAUGGAAACAUCACCAGAUAAUGUUGUUGCUUGAUGUGCGAUGGUUUAUGAAAUGAGAAUCUGGCUUUUAGAGAGAUUUUUAAUUCACCAAGGAUAUAUUUUUGUGUCCUCAGAUGCUUACAAAUUCAAACAUCCUAGAUAAAUGCUGAUUGAAAUAAACAGCUCUUAAGGCAGUAAUAAUUUGGCACUUUUAAAAUUGGUUUUCAGUAAUGUUGUAUAGAAUUUCUUAUUCUAUCUCUGUGUCUCUGUAUGAUUCUGUGUAUUCCAAUGAUGGACCACAUUUCUCAAAAGCCCUGAGUGGUCUGUGACCAACAUGUAGAACUCCUCCAUUCAGGCUUCUCCAGCUCAGUGGAAGGAAUAGUUAUGCCCAAUCCAUAGCCUCCUUUUGCAUGUAAUAGCCCUGUGGCAAGGACCCUCUGGUUCUCCACAGUUGCAAGAAGUAUUUGGCUUGAGGUGAAAUACUGUGAAUGCAGCCUCCAUCCAGUGAAGCUAUUGGAAAGAUUUGAGUGAUAUUAAUGAAUUAUAUACCACUUUAACCUUUUGUAGAAACAUUUUUUUUGUUAAGGAUUUAGCUGGUGUUGACUUGUGCCUGCAAAGUUGGGUUAAUGUUGGCUUUUAUUUUGCAUGGCAGCUAUUUUUCAUUUAGAAUUCUGGUUUAACGUGUUAAUUCCAAUUGUAGUCUGUAAUUCAUAUUUUUUUAAUACUAUGUUAGGGUUCUGGAUUGAGAAAUACUGUGUGUAUUCAAUUCAAUAAAAGUAGAGCUUUGUAUGUGCAAAGAGAUGCAUACUGAGGGCUACCUCUUCCUCUGACAUGAAAGCCCCAUAAUGCAGGGGUGCUGAGCUGUUUCCUUCUUGUACUAUAGUGUUAAUUACAUGUUGUGCGCACAAGUGGCCUUCGACUGGAACCCUAGACAUCUCUGGCACAGCUGGAAGAAUAAGUUGGGCAUAGCCUGAGGUGUUCUGAAUCUUUUACUGUAGUUGAUUGUGUGGUGAAUUGCAAACUGGUUUUAAGUAUGCAGCUGGGUGGAGGGAAUAUUUGCUUGUUCUGUUGCAUAAUGAAUGACCACACAAAUGCACACUUCUGUCCUACCCUGUGUGUGUGAUGCUGUAGGAUUGUGACCUUGCUUAGAAGCACAAAAAGACAACCCGGUUUAAAUUAAGGUAUUGGCAUAAUGUUGGCCUGGCACAGGAGAGAGAGAGAAAGAAAGAAAGAAAGAAAGAAAAUCUUUUGUCAGCAGCUCCUCAUUACAGAAACAGCUAGCUUCAUGAUUUGUGUGUGUGUGUGUGUGUCUUUUCAGAUUAGCCUUGCUGUGGUACCACACUGUGGUUCGUCCUUUUUUUGCUUUGGAUGGCAGUGACACCAAAGCAGGAUUGCAAGAGGCUAAAGACAUUCUCCAGAAAAAAGAAGCUGCUUAUCCAAACUCGUCUCUCUUUAUGUUCUUCAAGGGAAGAAUACAGCGUCUAGAGGUACCGAUAGACUUCUCUGUAUGACUGUAAUUUUGCAAGAUUUGUUGAGUCAAAACCAUUUCAAUAACAGAGUAUCAAUGCAGUUGGCCUAUCCAUAAUAUAGUCAAGAGGACAGUGAUUGGGGGAGUGUUCUAUUUAGCAUGAAACAUGGUGCCCUGGACUCUUAAAAAAACAAAAUAAACUGAAAAACAAGUUUCUAGAGGUCAUGGGUGCGGAGAAUAUCUCCAAAAUGUGUUGGCAGUUAUAGAUGUCAAAGUAGAGGUUUUCCUUUGGCAAAAGGGUGACAUUUUUCAUAUCUGGCUUCUGCUCUGUUGGUACCAUUAAUUCCAGUGUCUUCCUGACCCCUUGUGGGAGAAGAAGUAAACUGUUCUGAAAUUGUACAUGGCUAGCUAAAAUGGUGGCAGCACGACAGUGGCCUUAUUCAUGUGCAGUGUUAAACCAGAGCCUGCCAAUGAAAGCUCCUCAUUUGUGCCUGCUUUGCUCUUACUCAGUUCCUGUUUAUGCCAUGCCAGGAGGAAGAAAAACAGGAGGCUGGCUUAGUAUUAUGUGUAAACCAGUGCUUGUGGUUUGUUUCUCUCGAAACAAAGCAACAAACUCACUCUUUGGAGAGAAAGGAACCAACAAACCUUUGUUACAGCUAUUGGUUAAUGAGAAGAGAACUUAACCUGGUUCAUAUAGCAUACUAAGUCAAACCUUGGCUUAACUCAGUACAUUGCAGCAGCUAAAAUGACCAGGGAACAGCAAAGUUGCCGUCAGCUCCUGUCCAGCAGACCAUACAUUUGUGUAAUCUUGUUAAGCCAAGUUAGUGUGUCCUGUGAACCAGGCCUGAUUUGAGUAGCCAGCUGAUGUUUAGGCUGCAGGCUUGCAGUAAAAUCACACCAGACCAUCCUUGCUUCCAAUCUUCUGGAGGGCUUGGAAUUGUAAUGAUAGAACUGGUAUUUAUUCAUAGUUGCAUUUUGAUAAUAGUAUUUCUCUCUCUCUCUCUCUCCUUAGUGUCAAAUCAACAGUGCCUUGACCUCCUUUCAUACUGCUUUGGAACUGGCAACUGAUCAGAGAGAGAUUCAGCAUGUCUGUCUAUAUGAAAUUGGUAUAUAAUAAUACUAAUGUAUUUUCUUAUUGCUACUGUGUUUAAUCACUGCUACUAGUGCUUGAAUGAGCAAUAUUGAGUUGUGUUAGUAAAUUAUAUAAUCAUGAUCACUUGUUGGUCAACAGACAAAGGGGGAAAUUAAGUUUACCACACUUAAUUGUCCAUUGAUGCAUAAGGAUUACUUGAGCUACAUGCUCAUUGCCUUUAUUAACACACACCUAAAAAGUUACAUUGAUAAUGUUCAACCUGUGACUGUGGAGUGAAUGCAUGUCUUGCUUACUGUCAAGAAAGUGCAGCAUUAGUAAACCAAAACUGCACCUCUUCUCCCCACAUACACACACAUUUUGAAAGCAUGUUAAGAGCUGUGUUUACACUUCAGAUUCUAGUUUUUAUUCAGUGACUUCUUACAGAAGACUGUGUUCCUGAUAUAAUUAAAGGCACCGUGGCUUCUAAAUGAAGACAAAGCAAUGCAUUUUUGUUUCACCCACUCUUUGAAACUGUAACAUCUCCUAACCUUUGUGGACUUCCUUCAGACAGAAAACAAGCAGGUUUUACUUGAAGCAGUGUGAUGGGCAACUUGCUGCCAGAAAAGCUGCCUGCUUACAGAAACUCCACUCCAUUUCUGCAAUGGCUGUUGACACCCAUAACCCUUGUGCUCUCAUGUGCAGUGAGGGAUCAGGACUCACUCAGUCCUGCAUCAGUGGCAGAUUCUAUUUCCUCCAGAUAUAUUCUCUCUCUCUCUCUCUCUCUCUCUCUCUCUCUCUCUCUCUCCCUCUCCCUCUCCCUCUCCCUCUCUCCCUCUCUCUCUCUCCCGUGUGUGUGUGUGUGCUUAUUCCAUGUAUGAACCAUUUCUUUUCAGUGUGUUUAAAAAAUGUUUUGCUUGUUCUUACAGGCUGGUGCAGCAUGAUAGAAAUGAACUUCAAGGAUGCAUUUGAAUCCUUUGAGCGUCUUAAAAAUGAAUCAAGAUGGUCCCAAUGCUACUAUGCCUAUUUGACAGCAGGGAAGUAUCAUUACAUGAAUAGGAGUGUGGGGGGGUGUGGGGGUGUGUUGAAUUCGUUGAUCAUUAUAUAGCAGUAGCAUAUCUCUGCAAGAAAACUACCCACAACUUACAUUUUUCCUUUUCUAGGUUAUGUAUUGUAAAUAAACCUUAGAUUUACAGCUUCACAAAUCACAACAUUAAUGUAACAGUGGUGUGUAUUUAUAUAUUUUUAUUUACUGUUAAUUAGAUGAAAUGUGAGCAUGCAAUAUUCUUCCUGCAUGAUAGCUUCUAUCUGCAUUUGUUUGCAUCUCAUUAUUAUUUAUGUAUGAAGCACCUAAGGUUUUCUAGGCGCUGUACAAAUAUCAAAAGCAACACAGAACCUGCCUGUAGGCUUAUAAUCGCAUAGGUAUCCUACAUAAAGAUGGAGCAAGGAAAGAAAAACAAGCAAAUUCAGGCAUCAGUUAGUCAUUAAACAUUUAAGAAAUUUUAUGAAUAUGUGGAAUGGCAGCUGAAAAUGUUUUUUGCCCUAAGAUAACUAGAAUAAACUUUUGGUGUGUGCUUUAUUACAGUGUGUCAAGGUGCCACCGGUGAUGUGAAUGGAGCUCAGAAUGUGUUCAAAGAAGUCCAGAAGCUUUUUAAAAGAAAAAACAAUCAAAUUGAGCAGUUUUCGGUCAAAAAGGUCUGAUGAGCAUAGGCCGAGUUGAUUUGAUGGUGGUGGUGGUGGUGAUAGCAAUCUAAGCUGAAUCUUUUAAAAUCUUUACUGAACAAUGCAGUUUAAAUACUGAAGUUUACUGACCCUGUUAAAAUAAGUAUGUCAGGACCUGUCAUGAGAAGCAUAUGUGUUUCAGGCUGGGACACCUCCCCCCCCCUCCCAGUUUGUACCCCUCUCAACUUAGGAAAAGGCCAUGAGUUUUAUGAGAUCAGCACUAGAGAAUGAUUCAAUGCUGUGCUGGUUUGUACAUUAUUUUCUCCUUAUGGAGAGAGUGCACAUAAUUUUAGUGAGAAUCUUAAUUUUGUAUGCUUCUUCUGCCAGAUACAGGAAUACUUCUGUAAAUGGAAACUGGUAGUGGAAGAAUUCCACUGGAAAAGCUAAACCAUGUCUGUCUUAAUGGGAAAGCAAAAUAAUAUUAUAGUGCAUGUGACAUUCUGAAGAGAAAAAUAGACAAUCCAUUUUUUUACUAUGUGCCAUUUUCCUUGUUCAGUUACUGUGCUGUUAGUGUCUGUAGAAUGAUCCUAUUAAGGUUAGUGCCAUAAGAACAUUUUAAAUUCUCUGUAUGGCAAUAUUUGGCUUAAAGCAGUGUCAACAGCGUUCAAAACUCCCAUUGUUCUAGGCACAUUUUGCGACUGGGAAUUUCAUUAGCACAAGCAAUUUCUGAGCAGUACUGCACCUAAAAUUUCUGAUUUAAACUGCCGCUGCUGAUGCUGAGGGCGUGGGAGGAGAAAUUUCUGCCUGCUCAACUUCAGGAAAUCACUGCAGCAUCAGGCAAGCUGAUAGGUUCUGCCUCUCAGCUGGCCUUACAGACAGGCAGUGUUUUGAGGGACGCUCCAAUAUUAAGGGGGCAGGCAGGGGAAGCAUGGCUUUGUGUUUUUUUGCAGUCUUCAGAUGAGGACUAGACCAUGUGAAAAAUGAACAUAAGAUUUUAGCAGCAGUUCAUUAAUUUUCAGUUUUGUAUUGUUAUAAAAAAGUGUGCCUAGUCAUUCUGUUGUGGCGCACAUAACUUGGUUUAAUGUGCCAUUUAGGUCCUAGUUUUCAUAACUCAGCUUCUACCACUGAGUGUCAAACAGUUUAAAUUGCCAACAAGCUAUCUGGAGAGAAAAGGGCUUCACUUCUUUUAUCUGGUCCCUUUUCUUUCUCUCUCCUUUGUCCUCUCUUGCCCUUGAAAACUUUCCCAUGUUUGUCCCCUUGCUUUGUUGAUACCUGAGAUAAUACCAGGAGUUUAGAUUCCUGGAGGCAGAUCUAAAUUAGAAGAGGGAACUGUGGACAUGGUGUUGGGCAGUAACCCAAGUGUGUGUUGAUGACCUUAAAACCAGUACAUUUCUGCUAUGGGGUGGCUUGGUCUGGGUGGACAGGGGUGGCUGAAUGAGGUUGAAGGAUCCAAUAAGUGAUAUGCUAUGGAUCUCCCCAUAGGAGUCUGGGACUUGUCCACAAAUUGCUUUUUUCUUAACUAAUUGGAAAGAGUCCCUCAUCCUCGCAAGACAAGUUGUGACUCUUUAUGAUUAGGAAUCUGAUCCAGAAAGUAGGUACAUGCAACAUAAAUGCUCUCCUUUGAUGUGAGCUCAGAAAUGCUUCGCAAAAUUCUUAAGUUAAAGGGAAGUGCCUUUAACUUUAAAUCCAUGAGAUCUGCAUUGCGUGCAUUGGUCUUUAUAUUUGUUAGUUGCUUUGUGCAAAAAAAAUCUCAAAGCAAUUUAACAACAGGGUUAAUGCUCAGCUGCACCAUGGUCAUGCGCAAAGAUCAGCCUGUUGUUAUUCUGAGCUUUUCAGUACUGGAGGGGAAUGUUUUGGAAGAGUGGGACUUAAAAAUGUGCGCCCUGCGAGUCCCAAACAGUACUACAAAGUUCCUGUUCUAGACUGGCUGAAGACCUGAACAGCACACACUUUGUAGUGUUUAGGGGUACACUGGAACAUUAUGUUGUGGCACAUGAUUCUUUACGCUGACAUUUCAGUCUUUGGAGGUUUGCGGUUUUUCUGGCUGAAUGUUAAAAAUAUCCUUCAGCUUGUCCAAUUGUAUAACUUUAAAGGUUGCAUUUUGAAAACAUGUUGAAAACUUCUUGCCCUUGGCUUAGAUGGAAAUUAAAAUAAACCAUUUUAUUGUUUUCAGGCAGAUAGAUUUAGGAAGCAGAAACCAACCAAGCAACUCUGUAUACUGGCAUCCAUUGAAGUAUUGUAUUUAUGGAAAGCUCUUCCAAACUGCUCCUUCCCAAACCUACAGCACAUGAGUCAAGGUACAAGAUGUGAUGUCUGUUUCUUUUUAUUGUUGUUUUCUGCACAAACUGUUUCUUUUACAAACCCUCACUUUUCUGUCGCUAAUACUUGCAGUUUGUGCCAAUUUAAGGCAGAAACUGGCUUACUCAUCUAAUGAUUGAUACGCUAUAAACUCUUGGGCUUUGAAUAAUAAGCAGUUUGAAGUGGAUAAUAAACCAGAUUGUGGAAAUUUGAGUAUUGUUCUCCCACCACCGAUCAGAACAUAUUCUUGGCAGUAAUGUGAGCCAAAAUAUAGUGCAUGUUAGCUACUGGUUCAGUGUUGUGGUUUGCCAUUGUUCCCUUUAUUUCUGAUGUUCAGGCUGUGAGUACCAGUGCUCACGUAGCUUCCCAAGAGAGAGCUAUCAAUAGAUGCAGGAGUCCAAGGUGAUGGGAAGGGGCACACUGAGACAGUUAGCCACUGCCCAUCCAGCUUAUGCCACCCCCUCUCCUCUCACUAUCUCCCCUCUUGUGCGCAGCAAAGAUUACUUGAUAUUACAUAGAUAGGGUUGGCUGUUAGUUGCCCAGUCUGCAUCUCCAUAUCUUGCAACUGGUUUCUGAAACAAUCUGGUCCUAAACUCUUAACACAUUAAAGGUCAGAACCAGCAGUGUAAAUAAAGCCCUGAAACAGAUGGGCAACCAGUAGGGAUGGUAUAACACCCAGUCUUCCAGUACCUGAUGGCAACUGGUAGAAGUUUCCUGAAUGUCUAAAGGGAACCCCACAUUGUCACGACCUAUUCACUUCGAAAUUAGGGCAUGAACAACUGAUGCCGGAUCUGUCAUCUUCAGGAAGUAGAGACAGGCACAGAUGACAAAUAUUCUUUACUAUCUACUCAUGUUUUGCCUUAAUUUGAAGCACGCUUUGUUAGACUGUGGAUUUCUGAAGAUAAAAAAGCAUAUUGCUUCAAAGGAAAAACAAAACUAUACAGCAUUCCUAUACAGAUGCCUUGUCAUGCAUCUCUUUAAGAGAGUUCUUUAGUGCCAAGGCUAAACUUAGUGGUGAUGUCAUUUGUCUCGGGUUGCUGAAGAAGCUAUAAGCCUUAGGAUGGAAGAGAUUCAUAUUCAAAAUGGCAGCUGGCACUCGCCGUGAGCAAUUUAGACAAGACUUAAAACACGUUUCUGUAUAUAAACAGUAUAUAGCUUCUCAAGGCCUUCUUCUGACUUUUAUGACUAUACUUUAGGCCUUGGGAAAUUUGCUUUAGGGUUGGAAAAGCCAUCCAGAGGUAAAGGCUGCAACUUGAACAUAUUUCCAGAAGUUCAUUUUUCUGUGCCAUUUGACUCAUACAGAAUACAAAGCUGGAAAGCUUGACUUAAACUCAUGGUGUGUGUACACAUCUGUGUCCAACAUGUUCCUCCCUGGUUCAUGCAAAUACAGUCAUACCUCGGGUUACAGACGCUUCAGGUUGUGUUUUUUCGGGUUACAGAUGCGCUGAAACCCGGAAGUGCCGGAACAGGUUACUUCCGGAUUUCGGCGGUCACGCAUGUGCAGAAGUGCUAAAUCGCGCUUUGCGCAUGCGCAGAAGCGCCGAAUCACAACCCGCACAUGCAUAGACGCGGCGCUGCGGGUUGCGAACAUGCUUCCCGCACGGAUCAUAUUUGCAACCCGAGUGUCCACUGUAAAGGAUUUAUAACGCUUUACCUUAUUUGUUUUUUAUUGGUAACUUCACAAACUUUUCGUUGCUCCUUUGUUUCUUAACCAAUUCUUAGUCAACAUAAAUUUGCUGCUGCUUUAAACACAUUUGGCAUUUCCUCAAGCAUAAACAUAAAUGAAAAUAUUUGUGCAAUAGAACAGUAUGUUUUAAAGCUAUUAUAAACAUUUCGGUGUUGGUUGAACUAUGAGCCAAUUCAUAUAUUGUUUCACCUGGCUCUCCUGCAUAUUUGAAUGGCUAUGCUGAAGGUUUAGGGGUCAAUCCAUCCCCCUAGCUGGCACUGGUGGGGCUUGAUGGAGCUAUGCAGCCACUGCUGCUUCCACAGCGCAGAUCGGACCCAUUGCCAUCAUGCACGAGUAGUAGGGUUGGCACCGGAUCCAUCUGGUGGUUGAUGAUUGAAAGGGGAGAAUAUUAGCAUUUUUUUGUCCAGAUGUUGAUUGGACUAAAAAGUCUAAAGUGAAGACAGAAGAUUAGGGGAUAGGUUUAAAGCAGCCUUCCUCAAUCAUUUGCCCACCAGAUGUUUUGGACUACAACCCCUAUCAUCCCUGUCCACUGGCUGAUGAGAAUUUGAAGUCCCAAACUUAUCUGUAGAGCAGCAACCUGGGGAAGAUUGGUUUUAAAGCUUUUUAAGCAGCUUUCUGUAUCUAAUUCAUUUUUGUUAUAAUUACGUUGGGUUUCUUGUAUACUGCUUAAAGGCAAUUGUAAUAAAAUUGUGUACAAAUUGUUGAACUAAAUUUAAUAUUUUUUUUAUCUAGUUUAAAAACUAAAUGCUUCAACCUUUUCUUUUCUGAUAUAGCUUGCCAUGAAAUUGAUGAUUCCACUGUUGUUGGUUUAAAGAACUUGCUACUUGGGGCCAUACACAAAUGCUUAGGAAAUGCUGAAGAUGCUGUUCAGGUAUGUUCCUCUUCUAAAGUCCCUGAACUCCCAACAGCUAGGGAGUUCUUCCAAGUUUAUUUUUGAUUUGAUGCAUUAACUGGUUCUGAAGCUAACUGACAAAUCAACAGGCCCUACAGGUGAAGAUAGUUGCAAGAUCUGAGAAUAUGUUGUCCAGUGUGAAGGUUUCUUUUGUUCUUUGAAAUGUCACUGUGUGUUGAAUGUGUCAAUUUUGUUUUACAGUUCUUUCAACGAGCCCUUAAAGAUGAACUGUGCCGCCAAAACAAUUUAUAUAUCCAACCCUAUGCUUGCUAUGAACUUGGCUGUCUCUUGUUAGAAGACCCACAGGUAAACAGUACAGCAUACUUUGGAAAUGUCUGAAUUUACUGCUUCAAAAGAGAGAAGUAGAGGAAGGUUGCAAGCAAUCUGGAAUGUGCAUUUUCUCUUUCUGGCCUUUCCUAGCGGUGUUAUUUUUAACACAUGCUCCUGUGUUCUGGGGAGUUGUAUUGAUCUUAUCCUACCAGUUUACUGAUUGCCUAACAUAAUUGCAUCAAGUUUACCAGCAAUUUAUUGAUAUGACUCUUGCAUUUAAUCAGUGCAAUAAAAUCAAUGGUCCAUUUGAAAUGUCCAUUUAUUCAGUCACUGCAGCAUUGUUGGUGAAAAACGUUUAAAUGUUCUGAAAUGAUAUUGCACUGGUAGUACAGGUGAUAUUCUCUUCUUUUUUAAUAUAAAUGAUAUUUAUUAAAGUUUCAAAGAAUACAAAAACAAAAAAUAAAAAUACAAGAAAAUACAGAAAAAAGAAUAAAGUUUUUAAGAUAUAACAAAAAAAUGAAAAAUAAAAGGAAACAUACAAAAUAAAAACAGUUAAAAACACGUCGUUAAUUUUCCAUAACAUAUCUUCCUUACACUUAUUUCCCCGGACCUCCUCAUACCUCCCUUUUUUGUAUUCCAGUUCAGUUUGUUAGUUCAGCAAAUCCUUACCAUUAAGCUUUUACCCAUUUAUAAAACCUUUUUUCGUAUCUCUUAAAGCAUUACAGCUGGAAACCACUUAGUUUCUAUCCAACAUCCUUCUAAAAUUCCUUAAUUUUACAAUAUUUCUGUAAAUAGUCUUUAAAUUUCUUCCAAUCUUCUUUCACCGACUCUUCUCCCUGGUCUCGGAUUCUGCCAGUCAUUUCUGCCAGUUCCAUAUAGUCCAUCAAGUACAGGUGAUAUUCUCAGAUGGAGUCAAAUGAAUUGCAUAUGGCAUUUCAACAUAUGAUCUAGCUCAGGGGUGGAAAACCUUUUCAGCCUGGCGGGCUAGUUCCUGAACUCCAUCAUCCCCAGCCACUCUGAUAUUGGUCACAUGACAUCAGCAUGGUGUCAGGUGACCCGUUUCCCCCUUUGCAAUGAGGCUUGAGUUCAAGUAUCACAAUAAAAGGUUAAAGAAUACUGCAUGAGAAGAUAUCUAAAUUGUGUUGCUGGUCUGUAUACAUGUAGCAUUAGCAUGUCAGGAACCUGUAGUUGAUGCUAUGCCAGUAUGGUAGGUAAAGCCUAGUGGUCAAAUUUUUAAAAUUACAUUGGCUACAUUGAACCCUUGUUGGGUAAGGGUUCUCCGCCUCCCCCUUUUUCCUUUCUUUUGCAUGCUCAGCAUUACUCUUAAACCAGGCAUUAGCUGGCUACGAAUGUGGCUUGGAGUCUCUCUUCCUACCCCUACCUCUCCAGCACAUUUAGGGUGAAGUGGGAGAGCUGUGGUUAGCAUCAUGAAUGAGAUUAGGAGGGAAGGGAAGAGCAUCGGUACAGGUAAAGAGAGUGAGGAAUGGGUGGCUUGCUGGGUUGCUUAAGCCCUUUUCCAGUAGGGAACACUUGAGUAGUCCAAGCAUUAUUAACAUUUACUUAAUGCCUCCCAACUGUGUGUGGCAAAACUUGUGAAGCUAGUAAGAGUGUAAAGAUCUAGGCAUGUAAAAAUUAGAGAUCUUCGUACUCUUUCUCUUAAUGCUUCAUACACUCAGCUGCCCAUGCUUCUCUUCAUUGCCAUAUUUAAGGAGAAGGUCUUAAAAUAGCUUUUAAUUAAUGCUUUUCAGACCUGCCUCUUAAUUGCUCUCCAGCAAGACUAUGGAAAGGCAGCACGAGCUUGUUUUGAACAUGAAAAACAGAGAUCCACUGGCACAUCAAUGAUGUAUCAGUAUUUCGUAUUUGCCUUUUUAUUUGGAUCCUUAUAUGAAGAGGAGGGGAUAUACAAGGGCUUUGCCCCAUUUUUGUAUACUUAAAAACACACAAUGCAUGUGGAAGAUGGCCUACGAGGUUUACUGCUUUCUAGAAGGAGAUUUGGCGGGGCGGGGGAGUCACGUUGCACAAGCAGAAAUCCUUGUGCUAAUGGGACUCAUUAAUUGAAUAUCGCCCACUGUGUGUGCAAAUUUGUUCUUCUUUUUAAUGAGGAGAGACAGCUGCCAGUUAUUUUGAGAUACCUAAAAACUUAUUGAGUGACGUUAUUUAUUAAAAUUACGUAUCUAAUUUCUGGUAGUUGGCAUUUUGCUAGCCAAACUCAUUAUUAGAACUUGAAUUCUCAUUAGACCAGUUAAAGAGGGACAUUCAGUGGUGACUAACCAGACCAUAGAACAAGUUUCCACUGGUGCAACAAGAUGUCCUCUCCUCUCUCCUGCCUACCCCCCAAUUUUUCACUGUAGGGUUUGGAAAACCUCCAGAGCAGAUUUAAGCAGAGAGUGAAGAAAUGAAGAAAGUCCCAUAAUGUGCCAUUGUCUGUCUCCCAAAGUAUUAUUUUCUUGCAUUUGCACACAAAUUUCAAAAAUGAUAUUUUGCUUCCUCCUACAGACAAUACCAAGAGGCAAAGCAUUACUGCUUCAGGCAAAGGUAAAAAAAAAAAAGUAAAUUACUUGAGCAUUAUUAUUAUACAGAUGGGGCGUCCUUUCCUUCAUGAUCUAGCCUGGCUGGACUUGGAGGGUGGCAUUGCUAAUAGUAAUUGUGGGGUGUGAAUGGAAACCUUUUAUCCUUCCCAGCCUGCAUUGCCAUUGAGGGUAUUGAGCUAUGUCCUAUAAACAAAUAAAUGCCAUAUUCUGUCCUGCGUAGAAGUUACCAUGUUUUUUGGUAAACCUGAGUGAGUUAGGCUAAUGUAUUCGUUUGCUUUUUCAUUGCAGGAGGAAUUCACAGGGUAUGAUUUUGAGAACAGAUUGCAUGUCCGCAUACAUGCAGCGUUAGCCUCUCUAAAAGAAGUGGUCCCCCAGUGAUGGGCAGGAUGCCUCAACUCUUUCUUCUCCCUGUUUCUGCACUCAGAGCAAAACUGUUAGGAGGACCAGCUUCUCUACUGAAAACAACCACCAGUGCCAGAGACACCUUUUCCACGACAUCUAGAGUUGGUGGCAGAAAAACAUUACCAUCUUCAAUGGUUAAGGGCAAAAUUAGCCAAAAAAUAUUAAGUGUCCUAGGGCCUAAUCCAGUAGCAAUUUCUCUUGCACAAGUCCUAAUUGAGUGAGUGGGAGCUAGAAGUUGCCUAACUCCUGGGAUAGAUAUGUGAAGGCCUGGGGCGAUGGGGACUGGAAAAUUGGGUUAGGUCGUGGAGAGGCAGUUGUUACUCAAUUAUUCCAGCCCCCACCUCCCACUUGUCUUCAUAUCUCUACUCUGGGAUUCUGUGGGGUUUGUGCUAGAGGACUUCUCCAGGUUUGGAAGCCUUUGCUUUUGAGGUGUGUCUUUUUUGUUUGUUCUUAGACAAGUGGAACAUAUUUAGCUUGUGAUUGUACAAAUGAGCCUACAAUAAGCACACUUUGACUUCUAUAACAACAUUGGCUCAGUUUCUGCAAAAAGCUUUUUUCUCUCAUUUUGGAUAGGUUUAUUUGUUCUUUUGAAGAGGGAUACCAACUGUUUGUUGAAACAGUACUGUGUAAUUAAUUGUUUGAAACUGUAAAUAGGCAGAAAUAAAUAUUAUUUUAUUCAGAGGCCAACAAAAACAGAGCAGGCCUGGAAAGAAUCAAGCCUGGCUCACUCACAGCACAGCAAACCUGCUCAUUUAAGUUAUAUUGAUCAUCCAAAUGCAUGUGUAACAGAGCCUACUCCUAUAUUUAUGUUAAAUUGUGUGAAGAUUUAGAAACUUCUAUUUUUCAGCCAAAUGUUUAUUUUUCAAAUCCUUAAUAAUUGUGUUACAGACAUUUUUUAUCUGUUUUAAAUGGUACUGUUGCCUAGUAGCUUUGCUGUUAACAAGGUGUUUACAAAUUAUCACUCAUAUGUUAAAUAUAAUGGGACUUGCCAUGUGGCAGUCCAGACCUAUGAUGUCACUUAUCUUUAUUCCAGUUUGUUUUAGUGUUUUAUUUUUAACAAGUAAGUGUUUUUUAAAAAAAUCAAAAACAACUCAAACACCAAUUUUUGGAAUAGCAGUUUUCCUAAAUACUUGGGAAUUGAGUAACUUUGUAGAACUGAAGUACCUUUUUCUUUCAAAGUGGUUAGAGCCUUACUUUCACUCCUGGUACCUAGCUAUAAACUUUUAUUCUGGCACACUCUGAAAAAUGCUUACAUUGUUUGUACUUUACCUGACUGACUGGCUCCAACACUUUCUUGGCAUAUGGAGAGUACAAAUUUUUUGGUCCUGAUUCAGACCUUGCCAUGCUUCUGGUGAACACGUGGAGAUAAAUAUAAGCAGGGGGCUCCACAUUUCACCUCCAGCUCUCGCUGAUACUCCGUGUGGUGCAGUGCAUAUAGAGCAUUCCCCAACCUGCAUAGGCCUGCUCCCCAAACUGCCAAGUAUUGACUGGAGCUGUGGGUCAGAUUGCCCUACUCUCCCUUUGGCCAGUAAAAAGCACUUCACGACAGCUGAACCUGCUGCCUUCUAAAAAGAGAAGUUGAAUGUUUAAGAGAUGUAACUACACCUUUACUUUUUAGUAACACUAUAUGCUGUGAAUAUUUCUUUAUUAUUAUUUAUUUAUUGCUUUGGAGGAGUCCCAUUUCUCAAUGGAUUGACAGCUUAUCUGCUUUGGUUUCAUUUUGUAGACAUGGGAUGUUUGCUCUUUUGUUUGCUUUAAAUGGCAGGAUUUGCCAUUCUGUUUCUCGGCUUGGAGAUUAAAAAAAAAACAAAAACCUGUUGGGAUCCUUGCAGUACUUUCCUUGGAAGGGCAAGGGGAUUGGGAAAUUAGCAGCGCUCAAGCAACAAACUGCAGUUGCCUUACAACAAGAUUGUUUCACCCUUGGUGGUCAUAGAGAAUCAAUGGGUAUCAAACACAGUAGCAGCAUCCUCAUCCCUGCAUGGUCAUGGGAUUGGAGGAUAAGCUAUCAGUGUUGAGCUCAUGAAACAGGAGCAGCCAUCCUACAGCUACAAAAUUUAACAAAACUUAAAACACAUAGUGGGUUGGGAGCUAUAUGCCUAUGUGAAAGCAUUUUUGACCCCUGAUUGCUUAUGAAUCUCUCUCUCUCACACACAAUUUUUCUGCUAGGUUUUUUUAAAAUUGGUGUAAGCACUUUACCUUAUCUGCAGUUUUUCUUUAGACACGAAUUAGUAAAUUAAACUAGCUCAGCAUCUUAGACUCUUGUAGAAGUUAACUGUUUUAAGUACACCUGUGCCAGCUUACAUGACUUGAGGAUUACACACCAAUAAAUGCCUGAGCAAAGCUAUUAAAGUUAGAAGACUUUUGCAUUGGCAUGAUGGGUUCAUAGGAGGGGCUCCUCACAAGUGUCUAGAUGAUAAAUAAAACAGUAGUGACCUGAUCAUGGGCCUAUUGCUGUCGCCAGGUCUGUUUUGAGAUGUGCUAAUCCUGCAAGCAAAGUAAUCUCGCCUUGUAUGUUGACAGCGGCUCAGUGCCAUCCAUGUAUUUCCCCCACUCCCACCCCUCUUGUGCACACAUAGAAGAAACCUCUAUCUUGUAAAUGUCAAAGGUAUUUUUAUAUUAGAUUAUGCCUGUGAUGAGAAUAAUCUCAGCUGUAUUUUAUGUAAUUGGAAUAAGUUUUUAUACUUUAUAGCUCGGAGGCAUGGUCUAAUAGCAAUAACAGAGUAAGCAUCUCAUUGGUUAUAUAUAUAUAUAUAUAUAUAUAUAUAUAUAUAUAUAUAUUAUUAAGAAUUUACCAGGUCUGGUAUAUUUUUGUUGUUGUUGAUACCUUAUUGCAUUAUGACGUCCUUCAAGUGAAUAACUUGAAUUUUUACAUGUCACUUUAGAUUGUUUACUUUGGUGUGCUAUAAAUGUCUUUAAUUUACAGAACUUGUACUUUAAAAAAUAUUUCUGCUGAGUAAAAUUAAGAACAAGAUUUGAGGGUUUUCCCUUCUUUGUAAUUACCCUUCAGUUAAGUAGCCUUCUAGUGAUAAAUAUGCAUAGUUUUUCAAGGAUACCUGGAUGUUUAUCAAAGUGAAUGGUGUAACUUAUGGCCAAAUUUGAUGUGGUGCAGGAGACAUGUGGAGGGUUUCCCAAUAGUUUUUGUUUAAUGCAGUUGCAAGAGCAUUAAUUUGAUCAGAGUUGGAAGGAGGGUGGUGCUUAAUCAAUACACACAAGCACUUGGGAGAAUAAAUACUAGGGCUUGUUACCUUUUUCCAUUCUGGGCAGAAGGAAUUUUGAUGAGAGAAAGGAUUAAAUUCCCCUUCUGCUCUAUUCAAAUUAGGGUCAUAUCUAGGCUGGGUCUUUAGGCCUAGUUCUCCUCUGAGGUGGUAGACCUGUGCUUGGCUUCUUUCAAGAAAGUCUGCGGAAGUGGGCUCACAGGAUUAAAUGUUCCUCUGUAUUUAACAACCACAACACCUCCACCUAGAAGACUAGCUUCUCAGGAAAAGAAGUUUCUAACCUAGAAUCCUUCUUCCUAACACCUAGUUUUCUGUGUACAGCUCAGAUUGGUUUAUCACAGUGAGAACAAAGGCUGAAAUGUUCUGGGUUGCCGCCGGAACCUGAAUGUUUGUUCUUCAUGUUUUAGUUUCUCCAGGUUUUGCAGAUUGAGUACUUCUACCAUAUUCAGCUCAGAACUGAUUCAUACUUGCAUAGAAAUAUCAGCAUACAGAAUACAUGUGCAGAUGUUGGUUGAAUGGUGAGCAUGCACUUAAAAUUGCUGGUUUUCCCUAAAUAUACCUGGUUACAAGGGUGUGUGAUUCUUUCCUUUUAGUUUCCCCUGUGUCUACUGUAGGGAAACCCAGCUGUUUUAAUAGUACUCAUGCCACUCAGUUGAUGCACUGCCCAUGUCUUGUGUAAGCAUAAUUCAACCUAUGAACUGGGUCUCAGUUGUGGCUUAGACAACAGUAUUCCAUGUGUGCUGCAAAGACAUGUUUCCCAUGCAAAAUCUGUACUUGUUUACCAUUUUAAAAAAAUGUUUUCCUUAAAAGAUGUAUUCACUCCCCCCCCCCCCCCGGAGCCAAACACUUUAUGUUCUGCCACUAAACUUUCAAUGCUUGUUUCUUAUAUUUACCACAUUGGUUCUUAAAUAAAAUCUGUAGAACAUUUUCCUGACUUGACCUCUGUUUUUUAAAUGCCAUCCUGUUGUAUUCCCUCAGCACCUGCAUAGAUUACAUCACUGGCUUAGCCUGGAGGGUUGCUUGAUCAAACAAAUGUGAAAGGGACAAUUGUUGCACAGCAAAUAACAGCAGAGUUAAUGGAAUAGAGGAGCAAUUAGUUAAAUUGAACAAAAUGUGGAAAUCAAAAGAAAAUUUAUAUUGAGUUAAUUUUUUUGGCUAGCCUAGCUGAGAGAAAAUGGAGUGUCCUGGGCUUAUAAUAUGAUACAAUAAUAUUUAUCAAUGAAAUUGUACAAUUUCACAUCUCUCACAUGUGAACCAUUGCAUUGGAAACUGGUUCCCUUCUUUUUCUAUUGGAGUGCCAAGACUGCUACAAUUAGACUGGAAGUUUUGGAGCAUAAGUCACACUCACAAUAAUUCAUGCGGCAUAACUUGGAUAAAUUUUACAUGGUAUGAACUGGGUAUGAUUUACAUUUGGAAGGGAUUUUCCUCUAGAUUAAGUUGCCUGGAGGCCUUGGAGUUUGUUUUGUGAGCUGAAUUGUGCCACAGGUUGAUCUGCGUUGUGCCAAGUGGGUGAAUGGUCUUUGUGUGCUGGGUUAAGUUUAGAUGGCCUUCGAUCUCUUCCAGUGUAAUGGUUGCAUAAAAUCCAUUAGACUAUGCACAAUGUUCGCUACUUCAGUUUGAGAAUUUUUCAAAAAUCACUUUGUUUAGGUAUUCAUCAUCUUUGUUUAGGUGGUCAUCUCAGUUGUAUACGGUUUAAUCUGUAGUACAGACCUGCAUAUAGUUCUGUGCUUUCAAGCCUUAGCUCAAACAUAAGAUAGGGAAAUGCCUGAAUAGAUCCCAGCAUUUUGAAAACAUUAGCAUUAAAAAAAGGAAACAAAAUACACUUGUAUUAAUUACCUGAGUGUUUGAAUAAUUCCAGAUCUGCAAAGUUCUACUUCUGCUUUCCAUGCAUAUGCAGGCUUUGAAAACCUUUUAUCUGCCUAUACUCAAUUGCUUACUCACUUGACUACUAGCUUUGCCAAGAGUCCACCUGCAUUCAUUCCCACACUUGUCUUUUACAUUCCCCUAAAGUCCUGAGUUACAGAGAAUUGGUCCACAAUGUUCAAAAUCAGAAAAUACAUGACAACAAAAACCAGAACACUGUGAAGCCUCAAAAGCUUACAUGAACUCCCCAGUGGAGAUCUGUGCCUGCUGUGUUUCAGGAUCUCUUCACAUACAUUAUUUUCAGGUGCACACAGAAGUCAUUGUAGCAAAUAAAUGUUCGGAAAGCACAUGCAUCAUAUAGCUAUACUCACAGAAGCGGAUGCCAACAGUACCCUGUUGACUUGCAUGCAACUCGUUAAUUUGUUAUCACAGAGCCUAGGACUUGCUGAUCAGAAGGUCGGCGGUUCAAAUCCCCGCAACAAGGGGUGAGCUCCCGUUGCUCGGUCCCUGCUCCUGCCAACCUAGCAGUUCGAAAGCACGUCAAGUGCAAGUAGAUAAAUAGGUACCUCUCUGGCGGGAAGGUCAACGGUGUUUCCAUGUGCAGCUCUGGUUUGCCAGAAGCGGCUUAGUCAUGCUGGCCACAUGGCCCGGAAGCUGUAUGCUGGCUCCCUUGGCCAAUAAAAGCGAGAUGAGCGCCGCAACCCCAGAGUCGGCCACAACUGGACCUAAUGGUCCGGGGUCCCUUUACCUUUACCUAUGGCCCUUGGAAGGCGCUCAAGCAGUGAAAUUAUACAGAUUUAAGGGAGCUAGGGGAGAACUUAAUGCUGAAUAGCUGAGCUUUUCAGUGCUAUAUAGCAUUUCUUGACACAUUGCAAGUGGAUUUGAAAAGUCAAACAUUUAAGAGACAUGUCUCUUGUACUCAUUUUCGCAUGCCUCGUGUAUGUUGUCAAUUUGUACGUAUGCAGGCAUCCAUUUUGUUGCUGCUUAUUUAUAAAGCACCUCCAAAAUACUGGAGAGAGGUAUGUGUCUUCAUGAGUGUGCAAUCUAACGUUUGACAGCAGUAUGAAGAUACAUUUUAUAAGGGUGGGAGAAGCAUGUGUUACAGAUUGUAAACAAUAUUUUCAGAAAAACAAUUUUUAAAAAACAGGUAAACGAGCGCAGCCAGGUCAGUUUCACCUGGAAAUGCAAACAGGGAGGGGCAUAUUAAUUCUCUACACUAGAUAACUCGUCACGUGUGGAGCUACUGGCGGGUUUUUUAUUGUAAUAAUGACACGCGUUUAUGUAACGGCCGUGUAAUAACUGCAGCUGGACCCCUGACGCCCUAACCCCCUUCGCGCCUGUUUCAGGGAGGCGCGCGCUCACCCCGAGUUGGCCGCGCUGAGGGGCUUCGCGCGUAUAUCUAGAGUAGGCCUGGCGAACGUCAGGGCCGUCCUCCCCGCCCUUUCCUUAGCGCUGGUCUAACUCGGCCUUUGUGACCUCACAAAUGCGUGCGCUCUAGCCCCGCCCACCAGGAGCAUCUCGAUAUAAAAGGUCCGCCGGUCUUCUUCGCCGCUCCAGAGGAGGCUCCGGCAAGGGGCGAGGCGGGAGCUUUGGCGCAGCCGACUAGCGAAGUAUUUUUUAAAGAAAGGUCGGGCAGCUUUCGAGCCAGCGGCGGUUUGGCGAGCGAGGGAGCCACCUUGUGGCUGAUGAGGAGAACGAGCGGGUUGGAUGGGGAGCAAACAAGGAGCCGAGCGAGGGGCGGCUUCCUGCGUGCAGGGCCGCGAAGCUGGGCGAGGGGCGUGCAGGGAAGGGCGUCGGAGUCCGGGCCCGAGGUCUCGGGAGCGGCGCCCUACUACGGCUGGAUGCUUUAUUUCAGUUGUGGUUACCCUCCCCACAGGGAAGACUCCCAGCACAUUUCUCUGCUAUUUGUGUCUUCUUAUGGCAUAAACUUCGUGGACCACUUUGUCCACUUCAUCAGAUUCAUAUAUGUGUGUGUGUGUUUGUGUGUGUGUGUGUGUGUAGACACACACACACACACACACACAUAUUUAGGUCUGAGUAGAAAUAUAGCUGGAAAUACAAUGCAGGUGUGGUGAUAAGGAUGUACUUAACUGAAGUUCGUGAAUGUGCAUAAUUAAUACUUUCUGCAUUUUAUUUCCCUUGCUGACCUCACUUUUUACACCCCCAUCCCCCCCAAAAUUCCCAUAUGUAUUCUGUAACUCAGUAUAACACUCCAUGCACAUGAUAGAAGCUGAUUCACUAUUAAAUUUGUUAAUCUGUAAGGCAUUAUAAGAGUCCCUGGACAUCUUCCACCUGUUGCUAUUUACAGGUGUGAUUCAAGUGCAUACUUGCAAAUUCAGGUGGUGCUUUUUGUGAUUCGGAGAGUGAUGGGAAAAUACCUUGGAAAGUGAGGUGUGUAACCCUUCGCACAAAUGUGCAAACAAAUCAAUAGGAAUGCUCAGUAAACAGGUUUGGAAGCAACUUCUGUUGUUUUUGCUGCAGAAGUCGAACACCUCUUGAAAUGCUAUCUUGUAUUGAUUUUUGUUAGCUGCCUUGGGAGGGUUUACCCUAAUAGGCAGAAUAUAAAUGCACAAAAUGACAUCAUUCUACAGCUACCCUUGGGGGUGCAAGUAGUUAGCAGUGUGAACUGAGCAAAGAGGGAGGUGUGGAUUGCAGCCUAACAUGGCUUCCCCUCCAAAAAUUCCCAUAAGAAGUCUACACAUGCUAAACUUCCUCAUUACUGUCCACUAGAGGCCCUAAAAAUCACUGUGAGUGAAACCUUCCAUGUGGCUUGUGGGUAGAAAGUAGUUGUGUAGAUUGUAGAAAACACCAGUGUCUCUUUUCAUCCAGUUUCCUUUCUUUACAGUUGUGAAAUUGCAGUAUUGUCUUCAAGUGGCAACAAUGCAUACCACAAAGCCCAGGAUGGUGGUUCCUUAUGGCCUCAAGACUCUACUUGAGGGAGUGAGCAGAGCAGUUCUGAAAGCCAGUCCCUCUAACAUUACUGAAUUUGCUGCUGUGUAUUUCAGGGAACUGAUACUUUUCCGAGAAGGUUUGCUUUUCUUCUUUUUUAAGUUAUAGAGCAAUUCAGUGACAUUUUGGACUAACAGUACUGCCGCAAUGGCUCCAAUUUAUAAAUUGUCAGCAAACCACCCCCUCAAGCCUUUGUAAAAUCUGAUACCCUGAAUUAAAAUUAAUUGGCUUUUCCCACCUUUUCUUUCCAGACCACCCUAAUUUAGACAUUAAAGACCUGGUGAGAGAGUUUCAUAUGACUAGAGGUAAGACAUGAGCAGCAAAGCAAUAGUUCUUGGGGCAAGAACUAGCACAGGCAGAUGCAUGCCAUACAUUUAAAGCACAGCCAACACACAGUUAAAGGACAUGACUUCCCCCAAAGCAUCCUGGGAGUGGUAGUUUGUUAAGGGUCCUGGGAAUUGUAGGUUGGGGGGACUACAGUUCCUGAAAUUCUUUGGGGAAAGCAGUCUGCUUUAAGUGUGCAUUGAAUGCACUUUAUGGUGUGGAUCAUUCCUGCCUUCCCUCCCUCUUUUUAAAAGAAAUACACUGCAGCCACUGAGGGUGCUAUUUGAAGUGGAAACUUGGCAUGGGGGAAAAGGGGCUCGCCUCCUCAUCCCAUUUUCCAACAGAAACUCGCCCCAUACCAGAAAAUGCAGCUUGGGAAGGGUGCUUUUCACCCUGGAAAAUUAAAUAUCACCAGGAAAAUUAAAUAAGAAACCCUACUUUCUUAAGUGUUACUGAAUUAAAUACGAAAAGUGCCAAAUCAAGCAAAAAAUUGAUUGUUAACCUUUUAAUUGCAGUAAAGAUUGUCCUUCCUUGUAUUGGGAGGAAAUCAGCAAUCUUGUGUUUUAGCACAUGUGUUUUUAAAUCACUAGGAAUUGUAUGUAUGAAUAAACUUUAGACAGUAUAUAGAAUAUAUUGACAGGCAUUGUGCAAACUGUAUUUCUUUUUAAAUGGUAGCCUGCAGUUUUUGUAUUAGAAUCAUCAUUUUGGGUUAAAAAGACUUGAUAUCUCUGUUUAAAGACUAUUGAACCGUAUUGUUAGUAGCAGGAGUAACAGUUGUUGUUAUCAAUUGUAGCAAUAGAAACCCCUUUUCUGCCACAUCAGUCUUCCACUUAUAUCAUAGCCUGAGUCCUGGAAUCUCAUGCCUUUUAAAAUAUGCUACACAGCAGAGCCGUUGCUAUUUGGGGGGGGGGGGACCUAGCCAGUUUCCCCCCCCCUGGGUGAAGCCUUCAGAGGGGCACCAUUGAGGUUUCCAGCCUCUGUGUGUGUACACAAAUGCACAUGGUGUGUGUGUGUGUGUGUGUGUGUGUGUGCGCGCCAAACUGGGUGUUUGACCUGGGUGAAAUAAAGCCUCGUUUCGCCCUUGUAAACAGGAUCACAGAACUACUGCAAUGUGUUAUUUUGUCUCCCUCAAAAAGGGAUUAUAACUGAGGCAGCUAAAUUGGAUUUAGAUAGAUCCCCUGUUAAAUGGCAAUUUGAAGAGACACUGUUUGGGUCAGCAGUCAGGGACGGUGGAAGUUGUGGCCUUCCAGAGGUUGUUUUGAUACAACCCCCACCAGCCUCAGACAGCAUGGCCAACAGUCAAGGAUGGUGGAAGUUCUAGCCCAGCAACAUUGGAAGGCCCCACAAAGUUGACUUGUAUUUUUGUGGAAAAUAUGCAACAAAUAAGUAGCUGCAGGUUGGGGAAGUUUAUUCAUGCAGUCACAAAAUACCCUGUCCCCAAAUAUGUCCCUGAUCUAUGUUUUAAGGCAGAGGUGGCCGGAAGGUAGAUCUCUUGAGUGAUUCACAGCAGAUCCAUGAGGAUUCUGAUGCCCAGUUGUUUAACAAUAGCAACAACGAAAAGGUCUCCCCUGCUUUCUAAAUUAGGCUGCUGAGUGGAUGCGAGAGGAAAACAAGGAGUGAAUAGUGCACAUGCAACUUGCCAAAUGGACAUGUGGCCACAGGGGGGCAGCCUCCUCAUAGUGGCUAUUUAGGGUUAUUCGGACUUGAGAUCAGGUCAGGUCCAUAAGGCCCAUGACCACUAUUUGGUAAUAGUCCAGAAGCAGAUGAAUUGUUUGAAGUAGAAAGGAUCCACUUAUGAUUUGUAGGAACCUGGGGUUUAUAGAAAGUGGUGCUCAGCAGACACCUUCCAUAAAGAACACAGCUGCCUAAUACUGAAUCAGGCCAGUAUCUACCUCAGUAUUGUUGAUACUUGACUAGUACUGUAGUAGCAACUUCCCAGGGUUUUGAAUAGAGGUCUUUCCCAGUCCUGCCUGGACUGGAGCAAACAGCGGACCUUGUAUAUGUAUUUGUUCAUAAAAAAACACUUGCAUAUGAAAAUUAAAUAAAAAAUAGCAAAGUGGUUUGCAACAAUUACAUCUGUACAAUUGAAACCACAUUAAAAAUAAAAAUCACAGAUCAUGAGCUAUUACAGGAAGAGGUUUUAAAAAACACUUGCUCUGUCACUGAGCUGUAACCCCUCUCCAAAGGAAAUAAGUGGUUUUAUGGAAAGGGAUUAAUGUUGUCUAGGUCAUUAUGACAUUUACUGUUCAGCAUUUAAAGUAUAAAGUGAAAGUAUUUAAAAAAUCGAGUCUUUGGGGAAUUGCAGAAAACCGGCUCCUAUUGUGCAGCCUUGAAAUGACAAAUGGACACUAUCUGACAGUUGAAUGUAUGGAACAACCUCAACAUUUCACAAGCUCCAUGUUAGCCAUUCAUUGAGUCUCCCAGCAAUUAAUAAAUAAGUGUUAAGCUUUUCAAACUGGACUUGGAAGUUGGUGGUUUUAAGCAACUGCAAGUUGGUGGCUUAGAGAGAAAGAGAGAGAGAAAGCGCUUUGAGGAGAAAGCUGUUUAACCUUGUUUCCUGUUCACCCUGCAGUGGAAGGAUGGGCAGAAGGGACAGCAGGAGCGGCACAGGUGCCCCGCAAAAGGGCUGACGUGGGAGAUGCAUAUAGGCCAGAGGUGGACACGACGGCUCCGAUGAGUGACGAACCGAAACGGAAGGAGAAAUCGACUGACACAGAAGAGGACCAGAUAAGUGAAGAACCACGCCGUGAACAGUGCACCAAGACAACCCAGUACCCAUCGACCGUGGACGAGUUUGUAGACAGGGCUGGGGACGAAAAGGGAGCUGGGCUCGCCUACGUCCCGGCCGAUCCAGCCCAGCUGGCAUCCCAGAUGCUAGGUAAAGUUGAACCUGUUUCUUCCGAAGCUGAACUGAAGGAUGUGGCGGUCUCAGUGCAGACGCUCCCUACCUCAUCCCAAAGUGUAGAGAAUCUUGCUGCUUCAGUCACAGAGGCCCCGCCACCCUCACCCGCACCGGAACCUGCCCCUGCCCCAUCGGAAGUAGCGCCUGCCCCUGCAGAAGAGGAACCGCCUGCCCCCGCAGAACCGGAACCUGCCCCCGCAGAACCGGAACCUGCCCCCGCGGAACCGGAACCUGCCCCCGCGGAACCGGAACCUGCCCCCGCAGAACCAGAGCCUGCCCCCGCGGAAGCAGAGCCCGCUGCGCCUGCAGAAGCAGAAGCAGAGCCUGCUGCCCCUGCAGAAGCAGAAGCAGAACCUGCUACCCCUGCAGCUUCUGUACACUCUCUCAGGGCUGGGUCCGCCACUCAAAGUCACACCUCUGCUCCUGGGGAGGUAGUUACCUCAGGCAGUCAGGCUGAGCAGCCACCUGCCGACUUAGCAGAUCCAGAUUCCUCAGACCCCUUGCUGGAAGAACAGCCGCCCCCGCCACCACCACCACCUCCUCCUCCUGAUAAAGACCCAUUGCGGGCUGAAUCUUGUUCAAGUGAAAUUGAGCUCACAUCAGACAUACAGCUCACCCCCAUGUGUGAUGAUGAUCCCAAUGCUGGUGGAGAGCCCCAACCACCACCGUAUGUAGAGCAGUUUCCGCAGCAGAUAGUAAUUCCUUUCGUAGACACUGUAGCAUGUCUCUUUAAUCCGCUGAUGGCUUCGCAGAAUGCAGGUCAGUUUGCUAGUAUUCUAGAUCCAUCUGCAGAUGAUGCAGAAUGUGACCCUGACAGGAUGGAUACUGCAGAGGAACUGAGUUCAGCUGAUCCAGGUUUUAUUAUGUCAGGUAAGAAAGUCAAGAUAUUUCUGAAAGCUGCCUAUUCCAUGUUGUAGUGAUAUUAUUGCUCCAUAAUCAACAGAUGGCUCCAUCUCCUCAAAUGCACUUGUGCCCAUAGCUCAGCUGAGACUGAGGUCACACCCACACUGUACAUUAAAAGCACAUGGCUCCCCCAACAAAGCAUACUGGGAACUGCAGUUUACCUCUCACAGAGCCCCCAGCACCCUUAAACUACAAUUCCCAGGACUUUGUGGAGGAAGCCAUGUGCUUUAAAUGAAUGGUGUGGUUGUGACCCCAAAGGCCUUGUGCUGGUACAGUGCCUUGAUGACUGGAGCUUUAAUUAUUUAAAUGCAAGUAUCUAUGGCAGUGCAAUGUUGAGAUAAGUGAUUGGUCACUUUUGCUUUUAGGGAGUUACAGAGCCCACAGCACCUAACUGGAAUGUGCAUGUCUGGAAUUUUUGCCUCUGUUUUUUUCCAGGUGCAUGGUUGAUUGUGAGUAGGCCCCAAAACGUACCUUGCAUGAAUGCCAGCUGCCCCAAUUUUCUGCUCAAGUCUUGUAUCAUUUCCUACAAGCAGACUGGGCAGGAGCAGGAUAACAUUCAGCGGGGAGUUAGGCCAAUGCCUUUUGGCCCUUCUUUAAACCAUGAUUAGCCCCUCUCACAAUAGACUAUGCAUCUUGAAUCAAAAUUACACACAUGCUCACAGCGGUUAACAGAAAGUGAUGUGGGUGACCGUGGCUUCAGGUUGUGUUUUUUAAAAAACGAACUAGUAUUCAGAUGCUCAGCCAUGGCACUGCUUAGGUUUUUGCAUUUAAAAGAAAUGGUGGUGGUUGCCUGGGCUGUCCCAUUAGGUCUGGUCUUCUCCAGAUUGUUGACAGAGAGGGGACUAAUCGCUUCUUGCUGAGAACUGCAGAUCUUGCUGCAGCUGGAGGAUUCGCUUCCCAUGGCGACACUGUUUCCUCUCAUUCUCUGCUCUCCCUCCGUGAGAAGUGUGUAGCCCACUCCUGUUCUCGAGCUGGAGAAGCUCUCCUAGCACCUUUCCCAUGGCCUUGGUGUGCCCUGUGAUGGCGCACUAUUCCCUAGAGUCACUUCCCAUUAGAGAGGUAUAGGUAGGUAAGGUCUGGAAGCAUCUUACAGAAGAGAGAAUGCCGAAGGGGACAGGGGUUAGAGGAACACAAAGGGUUGGCAUGGCUGGACAGGACUUGUGGUCGAGGAGACACUUUCAACCCAUUAUCUUUGGGUCACCCAUACGGAAACAGUAUCCUUACAACCAACAGAAGUACCUAAUGACAAAAAUUGCCCCCCAAAGUUGUGAAUCUGAUACUUUGGAUUUAUUUCGAAAAUUAUGAGAACCGGUUCUUCUGCUGUUCUCCAUUUCAGCCAUGCCAAGGUCCUCCCUUUUGCCUUCAGGGAUUCUCUCCUCUCUGUAACAUCCUUUCUCUGUGGCAUAAAGUUGUGGGUAAGGCUAUGCAAUGUGACUGCAGUUCGUACAUCCUACUAGAUGGUCUUUCAUGCCAGCAAAUUUUCUUUAAAUUUUUAUUUUAUAGCCAUGGCAACAAGCGAACCAGGACAACCACCACCAUAUUCUAAUGUGUGGACUCUCUAUUGUCUAACUGAUAUGCAUCAACAAGGUCGCAAGUCACCACCACCUCCACCACCCCUUCCACCUGUUGGAACUGGUGCUCCUGUUCCCCAGGCAACCCUAUUCAUAUCUAGUGGUAAGGACCAGCCGCAGUAUCUACAGCCGCAGAUGCUACAACAAGGCCAACCACCACAAGUGUCCUCUCCAACUUAUGUGAUGAUGGAAGAAGGGAAGAAGGGAAAUGCACCACCUUUCAUUUUAGUGGGCUCUUCUGUUCAGAAUAAACAGGACUGGAAACCCAUCCCUGGCCAUGCUGUCCUUGCACAGCAGGAUACUGGCGGGACUGUGAGGAGGUUCGCUACAAUACCCGUACCAGUUGCCAGGGCAGCAGAUCCGAAAAUGGCCAAUCCCAAUUUUAACUCCACACAGGAUAGCGGCAGGCCUCCAACUCCAGUUUUUCUUUCAGUUGCCAUACCACUGGAAGAUGUGAUGAAUGGGAAGAAGGGCUCAGGAGCUGGGGAUAAAGCACCCUUUGCAGGCAGCUAUGGUAUAGCAGGAGAGAUCACAUUUACUACUGCCUCUGUGCGCAGGACAGAAUAGCAAAAGGGUAAGUAGAUCAGUUCACUUUGUUUAUUUUUUUAAUGGUUGGUUGGUUGGUUGGUUGUAGAGAUGUGUUCUGUAGUGGGCUACAUUUCUAAUAUGCUGCAGCCAUUCUGGGAUCAGAAAGUUUUCUUCCAAGGUUGCAAACCGGCGGGGUGUGUGUGUGUGUGUGUGUGUGUGUGUGUCCCUAACCCCAAAUUUAUUUUAUGCAUUUCCCUCUAGAGAAGAAGCUGUACCAUUUUCAUAUUGGGAACAGUGAAAAAUAAAUAGUAGACAAGUAGUUUAUUUUUUAAGGGUUGUGAGCUGCUGAAAACGGGACACUAAAAUAAUGUUGGAAUUCUCUGCACACACCUCAGUUGGCAAUGACCAUAAGCUUUCAACUUGGAACUCAAAUCCUACUGAUUUCAGUGGAAUGUAUUCCCAGGUGAUGGCUCUGAUGCAAAAGUUUGUGCUUAGCUUCUGUUUUUUUAUGAAACUUAAAUUCUGUUCUUUGACUGUUUGGCAGAAAAGUUAAAAGUUUGGAAAUUGAAUACCCUCCACCUUGCCCCGCAAUUCAUUGGUAGGACUUUUGUAUUCAGAAAAGGAUUUGAUGCAGGUGUAAAGAAACCUUUGGCCCUCCAGAUGUUGCUGAACUACAACUCCCACCAGCCUCAGCAAGCAUGGCCAGGGAUGAUGGGACUUGUAGUGCAUGGAGAGAGUGGCUUAGUGCGUAGGAGAGGGUAAUGGCACAUGGAGCGCUGUGUUGUGCAUAUGUCUUCCCUGCCCAGUUAUGCACCUGAGACCCUGUUUCCAAGGACAUAGUGCUCUGAGCUGUAUGAGGGUGCUGAUGCCAUUUACAUCUUAAUUGGUUUGGUGAGUGUGUCCCUUUUUCAGAGAUGCAGUGGCAAAUCAAGUGUUGUUCAUAGAAGGUUUAAAAAAUACUCAACAAAUGAAUGAAGGGAUAUUGCUGAUUUCCUUUGGAAUGUGAAUUUGGCCAGUUUCUGAGAAACGGGUUUGAAGCUUGUGAGCCCCCUCACUGAAUCUGUUGUCAUUUGCUUUCUUUUUCCUUCAUGUGCAUUGUUCGUUAUUGGAGACUAAGUUUGGGUUAGAAAUUUGAUGAAGGUCCACAGAAUACUUACUGCAAGUUUUCUACAUUGCAGAAUUAAUGAAGAGCUAUCUUUAAAAUAGAGGGUGGCAUUCAACUAAGUUUUACUCAGAGCAGAUCCUUUGAAAUUAAUGAACAUCACUAAAUUGGGCCCAUUCAUUUGAAUAAAUCUGAGUAAAACUUAGUUGAACGCCACUCAGAGUUAUUUUCCAGCUGCUAUUGCAUGUGAAAGAUAAAAGUAGUUUUGUUCUGGUUUUUGUUGUUGUUGAACUGAAAGUAUGGAAUAGGUUGUGGGUUUUCUAGAGAUUUGCUGAGACAUGCAGAUCAGUUCCAUUCUUUUUUCAACAAUCCAUGAAAUGCUGUCUUUGUUACUUCUGAAAAUCUUACCCGGUUUGCCUUUGCUUUGAUGCUUUAGAACUGCUGCUCUGUAUUAAGGGUGACAACCAACAAUGUCAGCCUGCUUGUGGAACAGAUGUCCAGUUCUGACACAGGCCUUACCCAUCCACUCGCACCCCUACUCCUCACAUGACGUUGGAUGUUGUCUAGUGUAUUGUUUAAAAGAACGCAUGUCAUGGUGUUGAGGGCCAAUUACUCAGUGUAUCAGGGUGUAUGAGAAUAGCCAAACAGGGAGGGGGAGAUAGUAGACUUAAAUAAAAUCGGGGAUGAUCUGGGGUUUGUCAAAGUGCUGGUGUUGUAAAAUUCCAGUGAUUAGGAAACAGUAGAUCAGUUCCUACAAACUUGGUGUAAAUGGGUCAAAUGCAACUUUGUUGGCAGCAGAUGAGGCCAGCUUAAGCCACAAGGAGCUCAAGAGGUGCUGAUGGCUUGGUGGUGUCAUUCUAGCCUGGUGGGCCUCAUAAUGCAGAUGUCUUCUUGUACUUAAAACAGCUCUGCAAUAGUUACAGUUCUCAUCUUCAUGAGCUGACCAAGUAGUUAAAGAUAGCAUAGCCUACAAUGGGUGGGUGGAAUUCGGUCCUAUCGAAAAAUUAAACCAUGAAUAGAUGUGACCUGCAAAGAUGGGCAUAAAGUAAACAUACUUUUGGGAGUAGUUCCCAAUAACAUAGGUCACAAACACACUAGACAUUUAAAGCACAUGAUCUCCCCAAAGAAUCUGGAGAACUGUAGACUUCCAAUUCCCAACACCCUUAACAAACUACAGUUCCCAAGGUUCUCUUGGGGAAGCCAUGUGGUUUAAAUCUGCCUUACAUGUACUUUCCAUAUAUAGCGUGGAUGUGAUGAGAGCUGACAGUUGCAUCAGUACAAGGCAGAAAGCCAGGUCAGAAUUAAAAAUAUAGCAGGUAAAAUAUUUGUAAAAGUGUGCAGUGGUGGCAGCUUUCUGCUAAGGAGAAUUUUACAUUUGGAAGGGUGAGGCUAGACCACAUGACUUGCAGGCAGAAUGUCCACAGUUCAUUCCGUGGCAUCUCUAGCUUGGGUUGUCUAAGAAACCCUGGCAAGCUCCUGACAGUGCAGACAAGGUUGGCAGGGGGCAUGCGUAGGUUGGGCUCUACUGGUAGAUCUGCAGUUGUUUGACAAUGGGAACAACAAAAUUCAUCUCCCUGAUGAAAUUAGGAAAAGCCGAGGGGAGGAGGGGGACAGGGUCUCUAGGAGUGGGUUUUUGUGUAGGACAGCAAUUCCAUGCCGGAGCUUGGAAUUUCAUAAUUCAAUGCCUAUUUUCUCAUGUUCUUCACAUACAGAUGUGUGUCAGGUGCAGGCAGGGCUAAAAGCAUGGUUCUCUUCCGCAGCCAUCACAAUUAUGUCCCACCUGCAAGUAACACGUGAACAGGGUUAAGGCAUCUAUUAAAACACCAUGUAGCUCCUACAGACUUGAUGCAUUUCCACCUUCGGUGUAGACUGUAUCAGUUAGCUGCACCAAAAUUAUACAUAAACAUCCAUUUCCUUUAAUGUAGUAGUUGGAGGUGAAGGACAAAUUUCAGGCUCACAGCCUGGCUAAAAGCUUGGAUGGGGUGGGGGUGGACAACACAAAAGUAGAUAGUGGUACACAUUAAUGUUUUACUUGUAUUCAUUAAGGCUCUAUAAAUGAUGGUGAUAAUGAUCAUUACUUCUGUUUCUUGCACAGGCUCUGCAGUAAUGAUAGGCCAGCUUAGAGGGGAACUAUUUCUGGGGUUGCCAGAGCACAGCAUCCUCCUCCUGCCUUUUCCUCUGUUCUCCACCUCUUUUUUCCAUCCUUCCUUCCAUCUCUCAUCCCCCUUCCCCGCACUGCUUUCCCACUGUGUUCUCAGGUCCUCCAACCAAAAAAAUUAUUCUCCCUUCCACCUUCCCAAUAACUACAUGUAUUUACACGAUUUUAAAUUUCUCCCUCAAAGCGAGACCUGACUGUCUGAUCUUUGUAAGCAACUCUAGAAACUUUUUUAGGCUAUAGAGAUGCUAAAAUGCAUCAUUUUCCUGUCAGUUGUAUAGUAUUACAGAAUAAAAAACCUUCAUGCGUCAGAACAGUGGGAUUUGUUAAGAUUCUUGAAGCACUGGGUUGUAUUCACAGGCUAACAAAAAAGCAAAAACUUGAUUCAAGAUAGAUAGAAAAGAGCAAUCUUUUCUUUAAAAUGGGAUAGGGAUCAGAUUAUAUGAAAAGGCUUUUCAUAGAAGAGCAGGCCCAUUCCAUCUAAUCCAGCAUCCCUGGAUUCCCCCAAUGGAAACCAGGUUCAAAAUAAAGCCCACAAGCAGAGUUUGAGGCUAAUAAUGCUUUUCUGUUAGUCUCUAUCAGCCUAUUCAGAGACAGACUGCCUCUGAACCUGGAGAAAGAAAGAUAUCCCAAUUGAUAGCUGUAUGGAACAUCCAGUUAGAGGCAGGCUAGCUCUUGCGUAAGCUGGCAUUGUGGAAGGGGGUUUUAGUCUCAAAUCCUACACCUUCAUUGCAUGAUGAGCUGCAUGAAGAAGUCAUUUCUAAGAAUCACAAAAACUUAUAAAUUAUUUUGAAAAGCUAUAAAAAAGUUUGAUUCUGUGUCUACUCAGAAGUCCUACUAAAUCCAAUGGGACUUACUCCCAGGUAUGGCUGUAGCCUUAAUUUCCUAUUUGCUACGUAUAGUUCAGAAGAGGUUAGGAGGUUAGGAAGAUGCUGUGCCUUAGCUUCCUGUUCCCAUUUGGUAGGACCAUGACAUCUGUGGAAAUCGGGUCUCUCUCCCUACCUGUGUGCCCCUUCUGGUUGGCACUGGUUGCAAUGUUUCAGCUGGAAACAGGGAGCACCAAACUACUGUAAUUGUAAUUCUUUCUCCUGGCACCUUUCCACUUGUGCACAACUGAUUGUACUUUAAAAAACAGAGUUAAUAGAAUCCCUGCUGUCUGUCAUGGCAGAUAGGAUUGUGAAUCACUUGCACAAAGGAAAUAAUUCUGAAGUUGGGGAGACUAACAUCAGCAAGGGCUUACUAAAUCUCUGACUCUCUCCAAGCAGCCCUUGCAUGUCAACAAAAGCCUCCAGAAUUUGCUCUUCUCUGCUCCCCCAUAAUCUCAUUUUCAUAAAAUGUAUUUGCCACAUGUAUUUGCCAUACUGGCUAUCUAUAGGUCUAUAGAGUCUGGUCCCUGAAUACAUCUCUCUGUAUCUACUACCCUUGGAGUUAAAGAUCUGUGGAGGAGGUCUUGCUUCUGAUGACCCAAGACAGGGCAUUCUCUGCUACUGUGCCCCAUUUGUGGAACUUCUGCUAGAAAUGAGAUAGUCCUCUGUUUUACCACUUUUUCAUCACCCAGCGAAUAUGCUGUUUUGUUUCUGUAGUGGAGUAGAGCUGAGAUCCACUAUGUUUGUCAUGACCAUGUUUGAUUGUAGAUUGCAGCAGAGAUUGUUUUUAAUGCAUAUGUGGUGAAAGCAAACAUACAGCUGAGGGUGGGGGGUGCUACAGGUUAGCCACCCCCUUAAGAGGAUCGGAAAUGAGUUGCAGAGUCAUGGUGCCCUCACUCUGCUCUUGCAUGCUGCUGCUCUUUCAAGGUUCUUGUUCAGCACCAGUCAGUUUGCUGUGACACCUGAAUCAGCAAAACAUUGUUCGCACACGGCCUCAAAGCCGAAAUUGGAAACCUAUUUCAAACUGUAGUUUCCAAUUUCUUGCUGCAAGGAAGGCCACAGAGCACAUGCUUUGCUGGUUAUAGUUCAGAUGCUCAAACCACUGAUUUCUCUAGUUAAAAGAACUUGGUUUGUAGGGCUGGGAACGACCUCUGGCUGAGAUUGUUUGAGAGUUGCUGUCAGAUUAGAAUGCACUGAGUUAAGAGUCCUUAUCCCUUUCUGCAAGACAAUGUGGUAGAGCGUAUGCACCGAUGUUUUGCUACUGCCAUGAACAAAAAAUGCUAAAUUCACUGAGUAAACCUUUUUCCCUCCCAGAUUGAGAAGAGGUGCUGUUCAACAUUUCACCCCAGAAUGGAAACCUGCAUCUUUAAUUAGAAAUUGAUUAACUAAUACACGCAAUAAAGCAAUGCAAGCGCUCUUAUCUAAAGACUGUUUUUUAAAAAGCAUUGGUAUUUAGUUUUAAGACUAGUAAUCAAGGAGUAGUGAACUAAAAUCAGGACACUUUCCUCAUUUUGACCUUUGAUCUAUUUGAGAAAUUUAAAAUGGACUGCUAGGGAAAGGAAGUCAAAAUGAACGUUGCCUUUGUUAUAUAGUUCCUAAAGUUCAGGACAAUAUUCCCUUCCCAGUAAGUUGUUACGCUACUUGGAAGUCCCUUAGUCAGAAGUAUUAUGACCGGGUAAUUGACAAAAUACAUUAUUCCAGGAAAUACAGAAUGAGGGCAUGGAGAUUCCAUGCAACUGCAAAAUGAAAACAGACUUUCAUAUUCUUAUAUUCUUAUGCUGUUUUGUCUCAUCCAUGGGUUUUUCCAUCCCAAAGUGGGAACUAGGAAGCCUCCACCCACAAUUUUUGGGUGGACAUUAAUUGUGGUCAUUCUGGCAAUUCCGAGGGGUCAAGAAAGAGAGGCAGGCCAAGCUCUUAUUUCAGGUUGGACUUUGGAUAUAUAGAGAAGCAGCAGUACUAACUGCUCCUUUGUAGUUCUAAAGCCCAUACUUAAGAAAGAGGCUAAUAAUUUCCCUCUCUCCAAGUUCCCUGGUAUGGCAAAAGACUUUACGAAAGUUUAGGGGCCCCAUCUCUCCUGCCCAACACAAAGUGUCCUUUCCCACCUCAAAAUUAUACAAUAUGUGAAGCAAGCCUUUGCUGUAUGCUAGACAACCUGGGGCAGUAAUACAGUUGUGGGUUACCGUUGGCCCUCCAAAUAGGCCCAUUUCGACUAGCAUGCUCUCACCUCACCUCCCCCCCCCCAACAGCAGUGUGGCGGGAAGAUAAAUAGGACUUCCAUAAAAUUGCGGAAAUUAGGAUAACUAAUCUCAUUCAUUUUACUAUCUUAACUAUUCAACCACCACUAUGCUUUAGGGUGAACUGAUUCAAUAAACAUUUUGCAAACCUUAAAAAAACCCACCCUUUCCUGGUUUGAUACCCCACCUCCCUGAAUGCAAUAAAGAAAUUCUGGCCAUGAGGCAGUUUAAAGUCUUUAUUAAUAGCAAUUAAAUUAUUCAGUUAACACUAUACUUCCAAACAGCAAUUAAAUUAUACAAGAGCAGCAAGCCCUCUGGAAUUUAUGUACUCAGUUUUAUACAAAUAUAUAAUGCCAUAAAGUUUAAUGUACCCCAAACAAAGGGGUAAAUCUGCUGUGUACAGUAGUUUCAGAGCUGCCUUGCUGGCUUUGAAAUGCGCACAACUUCCUUUGAGAGUUUGCUUCUGACAGCAAAUACCCAGAGACAUUUGAAAUAUCCAUGCUGUUGCUUAGAACCAGUUCCUCCCACCUAUGAUAGUGCUGAGCACAUCUUAAGUGCAUUGCAGAUUAAAAAAAAAAAUACUUCAUUUUAGUUAAACUUUUAAAGAUUUAAAUGGCUCUUAAUUCCAUAAAGAUUUGAGCAUGGUAAUAAAAGUUGUAAGAGCAAAUUCAAAACACUGCACUAAACAUGGAAUAGAUAUUUCUGAGUAUUUUAUACCAGUUAAUCCUACUUAGUAUUCUGGAGAUGAAUGGGAAGAAGGGCAGGCUGGUGCAGAGAGAGUAACAUUUUGAGGCUAAUAAUCUAUAAUCCAGUAUUUUAUGAAGUAAUGGAACGUCACUUUUAGAAAGUUGAGUAAUUCUUCUCAAGAGUGGCAUGCCCUUCUCUGCCUCCAAGCCAUGGUAGUAUUGCAUUUCCCGAGUGUGCUUUUGAUAUUUGUUUCAUAAGAGGCUUCAAAUUUCCAUUAUGUGAGCAGAUUAUCACUGACCAAAGAGAAAGACAGAAAACCCAAAGGGUUUCUAUUUUCUAUUUGACCUGGGUGGGACAGAACAUGAGUUGCACUGUUUCUUCAGCAAAUAUAGGUAGUGCUCUUUCUCCCUGUAACGGAUGUGGUGUAUGCAUAUUAUACAUGGUUGAAUAUAGGGGAGUGGACAAAAUCUCCUCCCAAUAAUCUUGUGCUACCAUAAUUGCUGCAGAAGCUGCUGAAUAUAGUACAUUCAAUUAAAAUUCAGAGUUGUUGUUUUUUCUCUAAGAGUACAGGAACAAAGGAAAACACUGAAAACUGAUUAAGACUUGUUUGUGUUAGUCUCGGACUUCCCGAUGCAGUUUAAUAAAUAUCAGGCAAGCUGAAAUAGUUUCUGUCCCAGUAGUUCCCAGAGUAAAGCCAGUCAUGCCCACUGGUGUAUGGAUUCAGCCCUUGAUGGAACCACCUGAAAAGGAGGGAGAAAGGUCACAUGCUUUUGAACAUUGUAUCUAUAUUCCAGUCAAUGUAUGUUUGAGCUGCCAUAUAUAUUCUAGAAACAAUGGAAGUUCAAUACAAUUAUCUUCCUCGCUAUCUACUUGAGCCACUGUUUCCCCUGCUUACUAUGUUUUGAUCCAACCGAGAGAAAGGGAAAAUUAAUUAUGUUUAUUACUGAGUGAGAAAUACAAUUAGGAGGCAACUGUUCUGUGGCCUCAUUUCAGGGAUGGCUCCAAGUAUUUUGUUCGUUCCUUUAGGGAGAGAGCUCUCAGCCAGAAGACUAUAGUGGGCUGGCCAGCUUUCCUUCCUUCCUGCCAGCCUUCCUUUCCACUCCCAUGCACCUGCUCAGAGGGCAUGGAGACAACAGGCUCAUGUCAGGACACAUGACAACUGGCUAAUUAUGUGAUCCUGGAAGCUAGUCCUCCUUUUGCAGGUUAGUUACAUGCAUAUCAGUCCAGCUUUCAAAAUUUAACAACCAGCAAAUUUAAUUGAAGCAAGCACCCAAAACAGCCCCGGAAAGAGAGGUGAGCUUCAGUUUCUUAUCUCGCUGUGAAAAGGGUAAAACAAAACAAAAACAAAACAAAACCAGACACUGCUUUUUUUGAGAAGGUGACAGGAGGUAGGUAGCACUGUCGCUGCAACACUCUAGCCAUCUUGCAAUGGUCCUUCAUCAAUGGCUCAGUUUAGCAUAGAAAGAUAAUACAUAAGCCCCAGUUUAUGAAGCCAAGAACAAGUGCUGGGACCAAGUGCUCCUCCCACCUCCUUGUGUGCUAGCCCUGCCAUUUAUUCCUGGCUUGUACUAAGGCACAGUUCUGCAGCUGGAACACAAGGGAGACUGGCAUAAUACAAGCCAAGAAUGAAGCAAUGCACAUCAGGGGAGUUGCAUGGCAGGACACUUCUUAAAGCUGGAAAAGACUGUCCAAACUGGUCCAAUAAGCGUUAGGGUGCUAGGAAUAGGCAGAAGUGAGUACAUACAUACAUACUGCAAAUAAUCCAAUAUAAAUUGUUGGGUACAUUUACUAUUCUACCGCACCUUGUGCAAACUGAGUUUAUAUGAUCAUUUUUACAGGGAAGAAAAGUUGACAGUGAGUUUUAACACUAUUAUCCCUCCUCUGGUGAAGAAUUACUGUAUAGACAAACCCAUAUCCAUGUUUUGAAAGUUAGGUUUUGAUUGUACUUCACAAAAUUUGACAAAUUGAUGUAUUAAAAAGAAUUGACAGGUAAGGAGAGAAUCAUCAUACGGAGAUUAAAAUUCUUUCCAUGAUGGUAUAAACUCACCCUUAAACUACCAAACAAUCUUAAAAAUUAUGAUACUGGAAAAGAAUAUAUGCCUCUGCCUUUCCUUCCCAGGUACAUCUUAAGAAACCCUGGACAUUAACAUUCAAGGUCUAUUUAAAUAUUAAGCAUCAGGUUUACCAGAACUGCUAAGAAUAACACCCCACCCCAAAUAAAUAAAAACCCAAAAUCAGAAUAGUCAAUUUGGGUAAGUUGGAAAGCCGACAGAAUUCUAAUAAGAGGACCAAAUUCAUAUUUCGAGUAUCACUAAUUUAUAGGAACUGGAAACAAUUUCAAGCUUUAAAAUGCAAAGCCAAACAUGUUAGGAAAGCAAGCAAAAAAAGUAUCAGAAAAAAAUCAAACCUGGGUCCCUGGGCCACUGGCUGACUUUUAAAAAGAGACAAAAAAUAAUGCAACUUACAGCAACUAUAAGACAUUUGAAUGAGCAAACCAUGAAGGAAAGUGUAGAGUCUAGUGCCUGUUGGCAGCUAGCUCAUGUCCCCUACUUGGCAUAAGUAUUUUUAUGAAGGCAACAUUUGGAAGUUUGUGUAAAAGCUAUUAUGCACAGACGGCUCAGUAGCUUCUGACCAAAGAAUACACAAUGACACUCCCAAGUCUGGAGCCAGAGGAAACUUUCAGAAGCUUCUAAAGUUUUAAUUCCUAACGUACAGCUUUGUUUCUUCCCAGUAUAGAGGUACCGUAUUUUUCGCUCUAUAGGACGCACCCGAGCAAAGGACGCACCUAGUUUUUAGAGGAGGAAAACAAGUAAAAAAUAUUCUGAAUCAAAUCAGUGUCGGGGCUGAAGGGGGAAGCCCGGGGUUUCCCCAUAAAGCCCCGGCAUCCCCAAGCUAGAACAGUGAGACGCUGCGCAGUGCUCCGUCUCGCUGUUCUGGCUUCGGGGACAGCCUUUCAAGCCUCCGCAGGGCAGUGGGGUGCCUUCACCCCGCUGCCCUGUAGAGGCUUUGCGCAGCUAACCCCUAAGCCUUUGGAGCGCAGCGCGAGGUCCCGCUGCACUCCAAAAGCUUCAGGCUGCUAUCCCUGAAGCCUGGAGAGCGAGAGGGUUCAGUGCGCACCGACCCCUCUCGCUCUCCAGGCUUCAGAGAAAGCAACGCGAAGCCUCUGGAGCAGAGGGAGCGCUCCCUCUGCGCUUUGGAGGCUUCGCAUUGCUUUUGCUGAAGCCAAGGAGCCUGCAUUCGCUCCAUAGGACGCACAAACAUUUCCCCUUCAUUUUUGGAGGGGGAAAAGUGCGUCCUAUAGAGCAAAAAAUACGGUACUUGAUUUCUAAAUAGAAACCAUGUCUGGCAGCAACAGGACAAAAAGUAUCUGGGAAAAAGUUCCUGAUGAUGAAUAUUCAAACUGGCAGCUGAGCUUGGAGGAAAGUGUCAGUUUCUCAUUCUGUUUCCUUAAACUACGUUCCUGGGACUCAAAACCAGCAUGAGGAAGUGUGCAUGCUCCCCCUUCCCCCUGAAAAGCUCAUACUGGAAGUACCUUGCAGGAGGGACCAAGGGCAUCUGACUUUCUGUGGUUGCAGCAGAGCCUUUCCCAGUCUGCUGCCCUCCAUAGAUUGGGCUCCAACUCCAGUGCGGAGUCAGCCCCAACCUGGGUGGGAAUUUUCAAACCACAGCAAGACGCCCCCCAGAAGAAUCUGCACUGCACACAAUAGUUUUCACCAGAGUACUAUGAUACCCAGCAUUAUGGCAAGUUAUCACACGGGGUGCAAUUUCUAGCAAUUCUCUGCAUAAUGUUUGUAACAUAUGGUAGGCAUUUAGGAGCACUGAGCAAUUCCAUGUAAAAAUACAACUUCUGUAGAAAUAAAUGCAUAAUUCAAAGUAAAGCAUAAUACAGCAUGUUAUCCGUCUGUCUCUACAAGGAGUUCACUGCGUUAAUAGUAUAAUAUACAGGAGUCACGGUCCACCAUUCACUCUGUUCACAUUCUCUGUUCACAGUUAAAACAUAGGACUGGAAUUCUAAAAGGGCAUUUAUUGUUUUUGUUUUUAUUUUUAAAAAACAACCUCACAAUCUCCCUGCUAAAAAUGUAGAGUGGGGCAAGGAAAAGGAAUAAUCCCAGCAACGGGGAAAAACACUUCCACUGGAAAUCCAUUCUGUCCCUGUUCACAUCAACGCACUUGGCUCUUUACCAGGGUUAAUAAAAGUAGCCCAGAACACAGUCAAGCAUUCAUGUCCCAUUAAAAUCAACAAUGUAUCAUUGUCCUAGCUACCCACUGAUUUUUUUAAAAAGACUUGCUUGUCCCAAUUCUGAUUUUUACUACGCACUGACCAAUGCAGUAGAAAGUUUGCAUUUCUGAAACAGAUAUGAUUGAUGCACUGCUCUAUUCAGAGGCUGGAAGACCCUGUUGUUGCCUUUUGUGAGAAAGGUAAGGUCUGGGAGGUAGUUUGACACAUUUAGAAAAUUAGUACUUUGCCAUGUGGCAGGCCUUGUUUCCCACACUGACUACUGAUGUGCUUUAAAGCAGCUCGUAUUGCAAAAUCUUGCCCUUAUCUUGCAUUAAACAUGCAAUUUCACAAUUU
Messenger RNA from Podarcis lilfordi (Lilford's wall lizard), 61433 nucleotides. NCBI's taxonomy places the organism in Eukaryota, Metazoa, Chordata, Lepidosauria, Squamata, Lacertidae. The record is from the annotation of a GenBank genome assembly.